Molecule: messenger RNA, 53181 nt
Organism: Coregonus sp. 'balchen'
Lineage: Eukaryota; Metazoa; Chordata; Actinopteri; Salmoniformes; Salmonidae
Source: the annotation of a GenBank genome assembly
GGAAAGAACUUGAAGUCCCAGAACAUUGUACUCAUUCAUUCUGUUCUAAAGGUGGUAAUUUUAGCAGGUCUUUUACAAGUCCUCUCAAGCUUAAAACGUUGUAUUUUUGAUGCAGUAUUAAUAGCGUUUGUGUGGGUGCAUUUUUAAUUGCGAGCGGGUCUACUCGAGCGUGUGUGUAGCUGUGGUCUGUCGACAUCAUCAUGUGACUGUGACAGCUGCCUGUCACUCUUAGCCCCUGAGGAGGCUCUCUCCGAGGACACGGCUUUCCUUUGUUGCUUACCGUGUGUGGUGUGUGUGUGUGUGUGUGUGUGUGUGUGUGUGUGUGUGUGUGUACGCGCGUGUGUGUGCGUGUCUGUGUGUAAGACAGCUUGAGAGAGAGAAUUAUAUGUUUGUGUUUGUCUGUUUGAGUGUGUGUGUGUGUGUGAUUAAAGUUUUAAUAUCACAUGCACAAGUACAAUGAUAUUCCUUUCUUGCAAGCUCUAAACCCAACAAUGCAGUAAUCAAUAACAAUGUAAUACUAAAAAUAACAUAAGGUAGAACAAAUAGAAAGAUAAAUAAAAAGAAGAACACGAUAAAGUAAGCAAGCAUAAUAUAUACAGGUUCAGUUCCAGUACCAUAUUUACAAUAUGCAGGGAUACUGGAGUGAUAGUGGUAGAUAUGUGUAGGGGUAACUAGUCAUCAGGAUAUAUUAUAAACAGAGUAGCAGCAGCGUAUAUGAUGAUGGUAUGUCAGUGGGUGUGUGUGUGUAGAGUCAGUAUAAAUGUAUGUGCAUAUUAUGUGUGUGUGAGCAAAUGAUGAAGUGAGUGUUUGUGUGUGUGUUGGAGUGUCAGUGUGCGUGAGUGUGUAGGGCCAUGUGAGUGUGCAUAGAGACUGCAAAAUAAAAUAAAAAAAACGGUAUAUAUACACACUACCAGUCAAAGGUUUGGACACACCUACUCAUUCAAGGGUUUUUCUUUAUUUGUACUAUUUUUUAUAUUGUAGAAUAAUAAGACAUCUAUGAAACAACACUAUGAAAUAAAACAUGUGGAAUCAUGUAGUAACCAAAAAAGUGUUAAACAAAUAUAUAUUUGAGAUUCUUCAAAUAGCCACCCUUUGCCUUGAUGACAGCUUUGCACACUCUUGGCAUUCUCUCAACCAGCUUCAUGAGGUAGUCACCUGGAAUGCAUUUCAAUUAACAGGUGUGCCUUCUUAAAAAGCCUCAGAAAUUGCAGCGCAAAUAAAUGUUUCACAGAGUUCAAGGCAGAGACACAUCUCAACAUCAACUGUUCAGAGGGGACUGUGGGAAUCAGGCCUUUAUGGUCAAAUUGCUGCAAAGAAACCACUACUAAAGGACACCAAUAAGAAGAAGAGACCUGCUUGGGCCAAGAAACACGAGCAAUGGACAUUAGACCAGUGGAAAUGUGUCCUUUGGUCUGGAGUCCAAAUUGGAGAUUUUUGUUUCCAACCGCCAUGUCUUUGUGAGACACGGUGUGGGUGAACGGAUGAUCUCUGCAUGUGUAUUUCUCACCGUAAAGCAUGGAGGAGGUGGUGUUAUGGUGUGGGGUGCUUUGCUGGUGAUUUAUUUAGAAUUCAAGGCACACUUAACCAGUAUGGCUACCACAGCAUUCUGCAACGAUACGCCAUCCCAUCUGGUUUGGGCUUAGUGGGACUAUCAUUUUGUUUUUCAACAGGACAAUGACCCAACACACCUCCAGGCUGUGUAAGGGCUAUUUGACCAAGAAGGAGAGUGAUGGAGUGCUGCAUCAGAUGACCUGGCCUCCACAAUCCCCCGACCUCAACCCAAUUGGGAUGGUUUGGGAUGAGUCGGACCGCAGACUGAAGGAAAAGCAGCCAACAAGUGCUCAGCAUGUGGGAACUCCUUCAAGACUGUUGGAAAAGCAUUCCACGUGAAGCUGGUUGAGAGAAUGCCAAGAGUGUGCAAAGCUGUCAUCAAGGCAAAGGGUGGCUAUUUGAAGAAUCUCAAAUAUAAAAUAUAUUUUGAUUUGUUUAACACUGUUUUGGUUACUACAUGAUUCCAUAUGUGUUUUUUCAUAAUUUUGAUGUCUUCACUAUUAUUCUACAAUGUAGAAAAUAGUAAAAAUAAAGAAAAACCCUGGAAUGAGUUGGUGUGUCCACACUUUUGACUGGUACUGUGUAUAUACACACACAAGGAUCAACACAGUCCGUGUAGCCAUUUUGUUAGCUAUUUAGCAGUCUUAUGGCUUGGAAAUAGAAGCUGUUGUUAAUACAUUGCAUUCAAUGGUAAAAGAUGAGUGUCACAAGGUUGACACUUAUGUCAAUACAUCACAGUCAAUGGGGAAAGAUAAGUGUCAACAAACUGACGCUUAUGUCAAUACAUGGCAUUCUAUGGAAAAAGAUAAGUGUCACAGGGUUGAUGCUUACAGUGGGGAAAAAAGUAUUUAGUCAGCCACCAAUUGUGCAAGUUCUCCCACUUAAAAAGAUGAGAGAGGCCUGUAAUUUUCAUCAUAGGUACACGUCAACUAUGACAGACAAAUUGAGAAAUAAAAUCCAGAAAAUCACAUUGUAGGAUUUUUAAUGAAUUUAUUUGCAAAUUAUGGUGGAAAAUAAGUAUUGGUCACCUACAAAAGCAAGAUUUCUGGCUCUAAAGACCGUACUCUUCUUUAAAGUCCUUGUCUCCACUCGUCCUGUAUUAUGGAUUUUUGAUGUUUCAGUAAAGACAUUCCACAACCUAACGUCAACCCAACCCAUUGCAAGCCAAAGAGCUGUGCAACCAGAACAAAUGUAGACCGCACCAGGCUGGGAGAUGAAUUGCAAGUAGCAGCUGUUUGAAGAAAUCAACUGUGGAGCAAUUUAGAAAUGAAACAUACAAACCAAUAAUUUCAUCUGGGCUCCACCAAGAUCUACCCCGUGGGGUCAAAUGAUCACAAGAACGGUGAGCAAAAAUCCCAGAACCACACGGGGGGACCUAGUGAAUGACCUGCAGAGAGCUGGGACCAAAGUAACAAAGCCUACCAUCAGUAACACACUACGCCGCCAGGGACUCAAAUCCUGCAGUGCCAGACGUGUCCCCUGCUUAAGCCAGUACAUGUCCAGGCCCGUCUGAAGUUUGCUAGAGUGCAUUUGGAUGAUCCAGAAGAGGAUUGGGAGAAUGUCAUAUGGUCAGAUGAAACCAAAAUAGAACUUUUUGGUUAAAAACUCAACUCAUCGUGUUUGGAGGACAAAGAAUGCUAAGUUGCAUCCAAAGAACACCAUACCUACUGUGAAGCAGGGGGGUGGAAACAUCAUGCUUUGGGGCUGUUUUUCUGCAAAGGGACCAGGACGACUGAUCCGUGUAAAGGAAAGAAUGAAUGGGGCCAUGUAUCGUGAGAUUAUAGGUGAAAACCUUCCAUCAGCAAGGGCAUUGAAAGAUGAAACCGUUGGAUGGGGUCUUUCAGCAUGACAAAUGAUCCCAAACCACCAAGCCCGGUGCAACGAAGGACGGGGGCUUCGUAGAAGCAUUUCAAGGUCCUGGAGUGGGACCUAGCCAGUAUCCCAGGAAUCUCAAACCCCAUAGAAAAUCUGUGGAGGGAGUGGUUGAAAAGUCCGUGUUGCCCAGCGGACAGCCCCAAAACAACAACAACUGCUCUAGGGGAGAUUUCUGCAUGGUAGGAUUGGGCCAAAACUACCAGCCAACAGUGUGUGAAAAACCUUGUGAAGACUUACAGAAAUGAUUUUUGACCAUGUGUCUGUUGCCCAACAAAGGGUAUAUAACAAAGUAUUGAGAAACUUUUGUUAUUGACCAAAUACUUAUUUUCCACCAUAAUUUGCAAAUAAAUUCAUUAAAAAUCCUACAAUGUGACUUUCUGGAGAAAAAAAAUCUCAAUUUGUCUGUCAUAGUUGACGUGUACCUAUGCUGAAAAUUACAGGCCUCUCUCAUCUUUUUAAGUGGGAGAACUUGCACAAUUGGUGGCUGACUAAAUACUUUUUUCCCCCACUGUAUGUCAAUACAUUUGCAGUCAAUGGUAAAAGACAAGUGUCAACCUAUUGACGCUUAUCUCAACACAUUGCGUGCAAAAAUACAAUAAGAUACAAUGGUCAACUCUGUCCAUGUAGCCAUUCUGUUAGCUUUUUAGUUAGCUCUGUAGCAGUCUUAUGGCUUGGGGAUAGAAGUCGUUUAGGAGCCUGUUGGUGUCAGACUUGAUGCACCGGUACCAUUUCCGUAGUCUUGAAUGAUUUUCCCGGCCUUCCUUUCACACCGCCUGAUAUAGAGGUCCUGGAUGGCAGGGAGCUCGGCCCCAUUGAUGUACUGGGCUGUCCAAACCACCCUCUGUAGCGCCACACGAUCGAGGGCGGUGCUAUUGCCAUACCAAGCAAUGAUGCAGCCAGUCAAGAUGCUCUGAAUGGUACAGCUGUAUAACUUUUUGAGGAUUUGAAGGCCCUGACGAUGUGGAUGGGGGCUUACUCCCCCCCCCCCCCCCGUUUCCAGUAGUCCACGAUCAGCUCCUUGAUCUUAUUGACGUUGAGGGAGAGGUUGGUGUUCCGGCAGCACACUGCCAGGUCACUGUAGGCUGUCUCAUCAUCGCUGUCAUGACGUCAGGAAACUUGAUGAUGCUGUUGGAGUCGUGCGUGGCCUCGCGGUCAUGGGUGAAAAGGGAGUACAGGAGGGGACUAAGCACACACCCCUGUGGGGCCUCUGUGUUGAGGGUCAGCGUGGCGGAGGUGAUGUUGCCUACUCUCACCGGUCCAUCAGGAAGUCCAGGAUCCAGUUGCAGAGGGAGGUUUUAAAUCCCAGGGUCCUAAGCUCGGUGAGGAGCUAGGAUGGGCCAAUGGUGUUGAAUGCUGAGAGUGUGUGUGUGUGUGUGUGUGGGGGGGAAUUUAAGGAUUUUGGGCACUCAGGCUAGUAGACUGCAAUUUGUAUUAGCCCAAGUCCAAAAUCAAACAUAUACUGUGAGCCCCGUCUCUCUUAGUGCAUGGUUUUAGUUUGUCUGUUGUAAACACUGUCUGCUCCUGUUUGAUUUAGAGCUGCUGUGAGUUGCUGUGUUCCAUUCAACUUCAGCACUGAAACUAACUGCACUCUGAUCUGGCCUAGCAUAAGCACAGUAUGUGGGGGGCUGAGGAGUCAGUUGAAAAGUGCUAUACACGCAAAUGUACACAAUCACUAACUCGUGCACACACAUGCACAAACACACACACCAUCUCACAGCUGCUUUACCUGUCACUCUGACCACCACUCUCCUUCCUAACAUACCUCCUUCACUAUCUUAUCAUAAAGAAAGAGUCCUGGACUCCCACAGGUUAAAAUAGACACCUUUAUGGAUGUUUUCCUAGUUAUGUGUGCAUUUGGUUGCAAUAGGCACUUAACAUAAGUCAAUGGACUCCCCUUUUGAAAUUCAAAGCAAUUGUCUUUAUUUCAAGGUGGAUAAAUGCAAGACUCCAUCUUGUGCCAUCCAACAUUUCUCCAGCCACAUCCCUCAGCUUAAAACCAAACCAAGUGACCUUUGACUGAUAAACAAAGUCAGGAUUUUGGCUUUAAAGAUAGAACUAAGUUUCUCAAAACGUGUAGUAGGCGGAAGCCAUUUCUCAUUUCUUCCCUAUGACACAUCUGAUACGUUCGCUCAAUUCUGGUGUUAUGUAUAUUUUAUAUCCGCCAUUACAGUGUGUUCCCACAAUGUGCUAUCCCAAGUGAGAACUUUCAUGCUUCUCCCUUUUCCCUGCCUCUGAAGCGCAGCGCUGUAGCGCUUCAGAGGCAGGGAAACCGGAGAAGCAUGAAAGGCCAUUAUGGCUAAUUAUUUAUUGUAGCCAUAGGCGACGUGCGAGAGAGCGUGCCUCCUCAAAUCAAGCAUCACCAUUGUUAUUCUCGAAGUGGAGCUUCGGAGGGGAAAAAGUCCCAGUUAAAAACCCCACCAAUCAUUCUAAGAUAAAAGUAGCUGGAUUUGCGCUUAGUCAAGUUAUCGUUAUCAAGCCUAUUGUCUAGUGUGGAGUGGACACAGGGCUUGUUUUGUUGGUAUUGUUGUCGGUAUAUCAUCAAAGUACAGUGCCUUCAGAAAGUAUUCAUACCCCUUGACUUAUUCCGCAUUUUGUUGUGUUGCAGCCUGAAUUCAAAAUGGAUUAUUAUUUUUUUUUUUCAUCUAUACACAAAACCCCAUAAUGACAAAGUGAAAACAUGUUUUUAGAAAAAACAAAUCACAUUUAUUGAAAAUGAAAUACAUAAAUAUCUAAUUUACUUAAGUAUUCACAACCCUGAGUCAACACUUUGUAGAAGCACCUUUGGCAGCGAUUAUAGCUGUGAGUCUUUCUGGGUAAGUCUCUAAGAGCUUUCCACACCUGGUUUCUGCAACAUUUGCCCAUUAUUCUUUUCAAAAAUAUUCAAGCUCUGUCAAAUUAGUUGUUGAUCAUUGCUACAGUAGACAACUAUUUUCAGGUUGUGCCAUAGAUUUUCAAGUAGAUUUAAGUUAAAACUGCAACUCUGCCACUCAGGAACAUUCACUGUCUUCUUGGUAAACAACUCCAGUGUAGAUUUGGCCUUGUGUUUUAGGUUAUUACAUCUCCCAGUGUCUGGUGGAAAGCAGACUGAACCAGGUUUUCUUCUAGGAUUUUGCCUGUGCUUACCUCCAUUCACUUUCUUUUUAAUCCUGAAAAACUCCCCAGUCCUUAAUGAUUACAAGCAUACCCAUAACAUGAUGCAGCCACCACUAUGCUUGAAAAUAUGGAGUGUGGUACUCAGUAAUGUGUUGUAUUGGAUUUACCCCAAAUAUAACACUUUGUAUUCAGGACAAAAAGUUAAUUGCUUUGCCACAUUUCUUUGCAGUAUUACUUUAGUGCCUUGUUAUAAACAGGAUGCAUGUUUUGGAAUAUUUGUAUUCUGUACAGGCUUCCUUCUUUUCACUCGGUCAAUUAGGUUAGAAUUGUGGCGUAACUACAAUAUUGUUGAUCCCAUCCUCAGUUUUCUCCUAUCAAACUCCAUAACUGUUUUAAAGUCACUGUUGCCCUCAUAGUGAAAUCCCUGAGCGAUUUCCUUCAUCUCCGGCAACUAAUUUAGGAAGGACGCCUGUAUCUUUGGAGUGACUGGGUGUUUUGAUACACCAUCCAAAGUGUAAUUAAUAACUUCACCAUGCUCAAAGGGAUAUUCAAUGUCUGCUUUUUUUUUUACCCAUCUACCCAGGUGCCCUUCUUUGCGAGGCAUUGAAAAACCUUCCUGGUCUUUGUGGUUGAAUCUGUGUUUGAAAUUUACUGCUCGAUUGAGGGCCCUUACAGAUCAUUUUAUGUGUGGGGUGCAGCUAUGCAACUUAUGUGACUUGUUAAGCACAUUUUUACUACUGAACUUAUUUAGGCUUGCCAUUAUAAAUGGGUUGAAUACUUAUUGACUCAAGACAUUUCAGCGUUAAAUUUUUUAUGAAUUUGUUCAUUUCAGAAAUGUCACUUUGACAUUUUGGGGUAUUGGGUGUACAGUCGUGGUCAAAAGUUUUGAGAAUGACACAAAUACUAAUUUUCACAAAGUCUGCUGCCUCAGUUUUGAUGAUGGCAAUUUGCAUAUACUCCAGAAUGUCAUGAAGAGUGAUCAGAUGAAUUGCAAAUAUUGCAAAGUCCCUCUUUGCCAUGAAAAUGAACGUAAUCCCCCAAAAACAUUUCCACUGCAUUUCAGCCCUGCCACAAAAGGACCAGCUGACAUCAUGUCAGUGAUUCUCUCGUUAACACAGGUGAGAGUGUUGACGAGGACAAGGCUGGAGAUCACUCUGUCAUGCUGAUUGAGUUAGAAUAACAGACUGGAAGCUUUAAAAGGAGGGUGGUGCUUGAAAUCAUUGUUCUUCCUCUGUUAACCAUGGUUACCUGCAAGGAAACACGUGCCGUCAUCAUUGCUUUGCACAAAAAGGGCUUCACAGGCAAGGAUAUUGCUGCUAGUAAGAUUGCACCUAAAUUAACAAUUUAUCGGAUCAUCAAGAACUUCAAGGAGAGAGGUUCAAUUGUUGUGAAGAAGGCGUCAGGGCGCCUAAGAAAGUCCAGCAAACGCCAGGACCGUCUCCUAAAGUUGAUUCAGCUGCGGGAUCGGGGCACCACCAGUGCAGAGCUUGCUCAGGAAUGGCAGCAGGCAGGUGUGAGUGCAUCUGCACGCACAGUGAGGCGAAGACUAUUGGAGGAUGGCCUGGUGUCCAGAAGGGCAGCAAAGAAGCCACUUCUCUCCAGGAAAAACAUAAGGGACAGACUGAUAUUCUGCAAAUGGUACAGGGAUUGGACUGCUGAGGACUGGGGUAAAGUAAUUUUCUCUGAUGAAUCCCCUUUCCGAUUGUUUGGGGCAUCCGGAAAAAAAGCUUGUCCGGAGAAGACAAGGUGAGCGCUACCAUCAGUCCUGUGUCAUGCCAACAGUAAAGCAUCCUGAGACCAUUCAUGUGUGGGGUUGCAUCUCAGCCAAGGGAGUGGGCUCACUCACAAUUUUGCCUAAGAACACAGCCAUGAAUAAAGAAUGGUACCAACACAUCCUCCGAGAGCAACUUCUCCCAACCAUCCAAGAACAGUUUGGUGACGACCAAUGCCUUUUCCAGCAUGAUGGAGCACCUUGCCAUAAGGCAAAAGUGAUAACUAAGUGGCUCGGGGAACAAAACAUUGACAUUUUGGGUCCAUGGCCAGGAAACUCCUUAAUCCCAUUGAGAACUUGUGGUCGAUCCUCAAGAGGAGGGUGGACAAACAACAACCCACAACUUCUGACAAACUCCAAGCAUUGAUUAUGCAAGAAUGGGCUGCCAUCAGUCAGGAUGUGGCCCAGAAGUUAAUUGACAGCAUGCCAGGGCGGAUUGCAGAGGUCUUGAAAAAUACUCAUAUUUAAUGUAAUUGUCAAUAAAAGCCUUUGACACUUAUGGAAUGCUUGUAAUUAUACUUCAGUAUACCAUAGUAACAUCUGACAAAAAUAUCUCAUAACACUGAAGCAGCAAACUUUGUGAAGACCAAUACUUGUGUCAUUCUCAAAACUUUUGACCACGACUGUACACUUAGAAAAAUGUGAAGCCCUUUUUGUGCAAAGCAAUGAUGACAGCACAUGUUUCCUUGCAGGUAACCAUGGUUAACAGAGGAAGAACAAUGAUUUCAAGCACCACCCUCCUUUUAAAGCUUCCAGCCUUGACCUUGUCAACACUCUCACCUGUGUUAACGAGAGAAUCACUGACAUGAUGGCAGCUGGUCCUUUUGUGGCAGGGCUGAAAUUCAGUGGAAAUUUUCAUUUCAUGGCAAAGAGGGACUUUGCAAUUAAUUGCAAUUCAUCUGAUCACUCUUCAUGACAUUCUGGAGUAUAUGCAAAUUGCAAUAAUCAAAACUGAGGCAGCAGACUUUGUGAAAAUCAGUAUUUGUGUCAUUCUCAAAACUUUGGACCACGACUGUAGAUAGCACUUUUUUUUAAGAGUGUAGGCCAGUGACAAACAAUCUCUAUUUAAUCAUUUUUGAAUUCAGUCUGUAUAACACAUCAAAAUAUGGAAAAAGUCCAGGGGUGUGAAUACUUUCUGAAGGCACUGUACGUUGGCUUUGCUUGUGUUUUGAUUGUGCAUUGUCUUUGUGUGUGUGUGUCUCUGUCUGUGUGUGCACAAGCCUAGGGUGAGGUUACAUAAGAUGUGGGUAUUACCCUGGGUUUCUUCACCAUUUCAGGGCUUGCAUCAGCCAUGAGAAUGGGAUUGAAUCAAUAGGAGCGCAUGCCCCGGAGAUAGCUACUGAGACAGAAUAGGGUGAAACAUAGAUUAUGCCUUUUGCUGGUGUUCAUUUUGUUCGCUAGCUAACUCUUCUUCUGCCCCACAGCCCAAAGCCCAAAUUACAGGCAGCAGGGGAUGUGUUUCAGGUUUGACCUUGUUGACCUUCAGGGUUGGCAUGUGGAGUCUCGUUUAACCCCUGGACACGACCCUCCACGACCUCUGCCCUGGGUCUAUUUUGCGAGUGAUUUAUCCGGUUGUUGCCGUGUCGACAACGCAUGUCCCGCUGUGUGAAGAGCGAGGGUGGCAGGAAGAAGGGGUAGCUUUGUCUGUGGGGCAUCGAUAGAGGAGGACGAAAGCUUGUGAUACACUCUUUGAAAAAAAGGUUCCAAAAUGUUUCUUCGGCUGUCCCCAUAGGAGAACGCUUUUUGGUUCCAGGUAAAACUCUUUUGGCUUCCAUGUAGAACCCUCUGUGGAAAGGGUUUUACAUGGAACACAAAAGGGUUCUACCUGGAAGCAAAAGGGUUCUACCUGGAAUCAAAAAGGGUUCUUCAAAGGGUUCUCCAUGGGGACAGCCGAAGAACCAUUUUAGGUUCUAGAUUGCACCUUUUCUUCUAAGAGUGUACACACUUCAGCAAUAGAGCAACCAUCCUGAAAUAAACACACCACACAGAGCAGGUAACCUCUCUCCUUUCUAUCUACCCCCUGGUCUUCAUUACCUUUCUAAACCCCCCCCAAUUGAGAGUGAAAGUGAAAGUGAAAUAAGAGAGGGGGAUCAGGCAGGGAGAUGAGAAAUCAAUUAGGCACCACAAGGGCAAAGGUGACAUCAUUACACAUUCAGUCCCUCCGUGCAAAAUGAGCCAAUAGCUCAUGGUGUGAUCAAUAGCAAUCAAGAGGUUGCUGUGUGUGUGUGUGUGUGUGUGUGUGUGUACGUGGGAUAUGAAAGUGAAUCUCAGUUCUAUUACUGCACCGAAUAGUACUCGUUUUUUAAAGCUCUUUAUCAAUGUUAAAUGUGGUAGUGAAUCUGCCUACAUGGAGUUUCUCAAUGAAGACAAGUGUGUACUAAAAAUGGUCAAGUGUGUACUAGAAAAUGAUGUGUGUACUAGAAAUCCACACACACAAAGCACUUUCUGACAUUUCAAAACACAGCCAUUUGAGCUGGUUUGAGCCGAUUUGGGUGUCAAAGUGGUGAUUUUAAACAGAGGUGUUUGUGUGUGUGUGUGUGUGUGUGUGUGUGUGCCCGUAGUGUUUGUGUUAUGUAGAAAGAGAUGAACUGUUAUAAUCACACAGUGUUUUGGUGGGCCCCUAAGAAUUUCACACGUGCACAGUGUCAGUGGUGACAGCUUGAUGGACAUACACAGUGCAUGCAGACCUGACACACUCACAUUAAGAAAGGGUCACUCAUACACACAGCCACUCACACACGUGCAUACACACACAUCCUAACAUAGAGAAAUGAGUUAACACACAGUUCAGCAGAAAUAAAAACAUACAUAUCUUUUUAGAUAUUCUAACAUACUCUUCCCUCGCUCUACAGUGCCCCCUGAGAUCGUGGUCCGACCCCGGGACCAGAUCACAGCCCAAGGUCGCACCGUAACCUUCCUCUGUGGCACCAAGGGCAACCCCCCACCCGCUGUGUUCUGGCAGAAAGAAGGCAGCCAGGUAAGACACACGCCAUGGAAUACUGUAUCAGGUCAGGUCAACAGUUGUUCUGUAUACACCAAUAUGACCACUCCACUGUGGAAACUGAUGUUCAGUCAGCAUGGUUUUGGCACAAAAUGGCUGCCAUGGAUACAGAUAAGUAACAAGUUGAUGGUGGAUAAAGUGAGUUACCACACAUAACAUAAACAUCUCUAUGAAAACUGGUACAAUAUAAACAAUUCAUUGGUAUCAUUAAAACAUGGUUUAAAAACAGCCAAUGCGAUCACCAACCUCCAAGCAUAGCCUAAGGAGAGCCUUAUCUAGUCUAUCUGUCAUGAUCUUGACUCUGCUAGCGUAGAAUGUUGCUAUCAGGCUCUGCUUUCUCUCAGUUGAGUGCAGUGCCUGGGCAAGUCACACAGAGAAACACACACACUGAAUUAAUUGUUGGAUAGUAUUUUAACCCAGUAGCUAUACUCUUCCUGGGGUCCACAAAAGAUGGCGUAUAUGGUGUCAGCUCUGAUAAAAACACACACAUGGGCACACACAGAACAAUGCACACACACACACACACACACACAGGUGAACUCUAGUGUCUGUGGUGUAAUGUACAAUCCCCUUGAUAUAUUACAUUUUAGAUCUCACCAGGAGUAUAUAGGCUCCUUAGGCAUCAGAGAGAGUUUGUGUGUGUGUGUGUGUGUCACUGUGAGAAUCCAGAGGGCUCUGUGAAGCAUCAACAUGCUGGAAGGCCUGGUGGGAGUGUGUGCAUGGGAGGCUGUAGCACCGCUCUCAGGGACAGAUGAGGGAGAGAGAUAGAUAGAAAGAGAUGGAGGGGAGAGAUUGAGAGAGAGGGAUGAAGAGAGUGAAGGUGGAUAGAGGGAGUGAGGGGUUGGUUGGUAUACAUAGAGAGUGGGAGAUGUAGAAACAGAGUUGCGAAUGAGAAAGAGGGUAGGGGAAUGGGAAAAGUAGAUGAAAGCAGAAGGAGAGUGCAAAGGAUUGCAUGUGGGAGUUUAGGAGGUGCAGAGACAGACAGAGAGAGAGAGAGACCCCCUUUAUAGCCCUGCCAGGGCUGUGUUAGAUAACACUAAACUGCCUGGCUCUAAAUAGCACAAGACCCAUGGAGAGUAGAACAGAAGGCUUUUCUUUGGUCUAACUGUCUCUGGGCAGCAAAUGUAUUCCCUCUAUCCCUUCCUAUAUCCCUCUGUGCCCCUCUCCUCCCUCUUUCUAUCUCUCCCUCUGCACCCCUGUGGCCCUCUCUUUUUCCCCUCAUUCAUUCUAUGCUCUUUCCCUCCCUCUAUUCCUCAGUGACCCUCUUCUCCCUCUAUCCCUCCCUCUAAGCACCACUGUGGCCCCUAGCCACGGGCUCUCCACCAACCAGCUCUAAGCCUCUUCAAGGACAGAGUCAAAGAGCACAGCACUCCUGAACCCCCCAAAAAUACACACAUUGGAAGCGGCGAAAACCACACACACAUAUAUACACUGCAUGCAUGUAGCAAACACACACACACACAUACAGUGCCUUCAGAAAGUAUUCACACCCGUUGACUUUUUCCAAAUGUUGUUGUCUUACAAUCAGAAUUUAAAAAUAGAUUAAAUUGAGAUUUUGUGUCACUGGCCUUCACACGAUACCCCAUAAUGUCAAAGUGGAAUUAUGUUUUUAUAAAUUUUACAAAUUCAUUAGCAAUUAAAAGCUGAAAUGUCUUGAGUCAACAAGUACUCAACCCCUUUGUAAUGGCAAGACUAAAUGAGUUCAGUAUAAAAAAAUGCUUAACAAGUCACAAUACAUUGCAUGUUUAACAUGAUUUUUGAAUGAUUAUGUCAUCUUUGUACCCCACACAUACAAUUAUCUGUAAGGUCCCUCAUUCGAGCAGUGAAUUUCAAACAAAGAUUCAACCACAAAGACCAGGAAGGUUUUCCAAUCCCUCGCAAAGAAGGGUACCUAUUGGUAGAUCGGUAAAAAUAAAAAAAAGCAGACAUUUAAUAUCCAUGGUGAAGUUAUUAAUUACAUUUUGAAUGGUGUAUCAAUACACCCAGUCACUACAAAGAUACAGGCCUUCCUAACUCAGUUACUGGAAGGAAGGAAACCGCUCAGGGAUUUCACCAUGAGGCCAAUGGUGACUUUAAAACAGUUACAGAGUUUAAUGGCUGAUAGGAGAAAACUGAGGAUGGAUCAACAACAUUGAAGUUACUCCACAAUACUAACCUAAAUGACAGAGUGAAAAGAAGGAAGCCUGUACAUAAUAAAAAUAUCUAAUUCUUACAAUGACCUGAGCAAAUUACGGUAAAAAAUGAUAAUAUGCUUUACCUGUGCUGACCAGUUUCAGCCUACCAGUUGUGUGACAUGGUGUUGUGAUGUUUUAUCCCUGUGCUGACUGGUUUCAGCCUACCUGUUAUGUGGUGUUGUGUCAUUUCCUGCCUCUCCAGAUCCUGCUGUUCCCAAUCCAGGAAGCUGCCCAGUCCGGCCGGUUCUCUGUGUCUCUGAGCGGGGAGCUGACCAUCACAGACGUCCACAGUGAGGACUCGGGAUACUACAUCUGUCAGGCCAUCUCUGUGGCUGGGAGUAUCCUCACCAAGGCCCUGCUGGAGGUCGAGAGUGGUGAGUGUCUGUGGGAGGAACACAAACACACACACAGUAACACACACACCAGUAACACACACACACAGUAACACACACACACCACACACAGUAACACACACACACAGUAACACACACACACACACAGUAACACACACACACAGUAACACACACACACACAGUAACACACACACACACAGUAACACACACACACACACACACACACACACACAGUAACACACACACACACACAGUAACACACACAGUAACACACACACAGUAACACACACACACACACACACACACACAGUAACACACACAGUAACACACACACUCGCAGAUCUGUCGUAAAUAUAUUGAAAAAGUGUUCAGGGACAGAUGAAUGUACACAAGAAUGAUAGCACAUAAACAUGCAUGUUGUAUAUCAAGGUGCUCAUACACACAAGUAAAGGACAGACACACACACACAGUCACAUACACUGAGCGUACAAAGCAUUAAGAACACCUGCUCUUUCCAUGACAGACUUACCAGGUAAAUCCAGGUGAAAGCUAUGAUCCCUUAUUGAUGUCACCUGUGAUAUUCACUUAAAUCAGUGUAGAUGAAGGGGAGGAGACAGGUUAAAGAAGGAUUAUUUAAGCCUUGAGACAUGGAUUGUGUUUGUGUGCCAUUCAGAGGGUGAAUGGGCAAGACAAAGAUUUAAGUGCCUUUGAAUGGGGUAUGGUAGUAGGUGCCAGGCGCAACCUGUUUGAGUGUGUCAAGAACUGCAACGCUGCUGGGUUUUUCACGCUCAACAGUUCCCCGUGUGUUACAAGAAUGGUCCACCACCCAAAGGACAUCCAGCCAACUUGACACAACCGUGGGAAGCAUUGGAGUCAACAUGGGCCAGCAUCCCCGUGGAAAGUUUGUAGUCCAUGCCCCAACGAAUUGAGGCUGUUCUGAGGGCAAAAGGAGCGCAAAGGGUGUUCCUAAUGUUUGGUAUAGUCAGUGUAUCUACAGAUAGCCCAUAGAUUCUAGGCAAAUGUUUGUUGACAUACCUGGAAAGAUUUGCUUUGGAACACAGAAUGUGAAGAAGCAAAGGCAUUGUGCUUCGAUGCAUGUGAGGCUAUACAGUGAGGCUAUAAUUGAAGCCAGCUAGUCCAUUAAAGAUUGGAUUCCCACAGUGCCAUAAACACUAGUCAUGCCUAAGCAUCCAAAAUAGUUGUUUGCACCGCCACAGUCUCAGUGUGUGAGUUUCAUUUUGUGUGCCUGUGUGUGUGAAUGUGGGUGCAUGUGAGCGCACACUAACCUUUAAGGACAAAAACCUAGCAUGAGUUUCCCUAGAGUAAGUUGAUUACCCCCUAGGGCUCACUAUCACACACAGCUGGCUUCAAUUAACCUACCUCCCAAACCCAACCCAGCAUCUUCCUCAUACAAACCCCACAUUCAUAUCCCAUUACUUUCUAACACUUUGAGUGUGUCCCAAAUGCCUCCCUGCCAGUCCCUCCACCCUCCAUCACUCCCUUCACAACUGCUUAAACCCAAAUAAAUUAAAAACUCUUCAAAGCCACCCCAAAUUAAAAAUCGGCGCCCCCCCCCCUCCAGUCCCCCAAAUGAGUGAACAGCAGGAGGUAAAGCGAGACGUAAUCAAACAGGACACGUCGCAAUGGCGCUAUGCAAAUUAACCACGCCGGGAACAUAUGCUCCCCUCAUCACGCUGCGACCAGUAAGGAAGGGGAUAAACUGUUGUUUAGAUGCAUCUGUGCUCCGCGUCUGCCUCAUAGCACUGUAGCUUAGCUAGCCUUUCCCUGCCUAGCAUACAGACAACAAUGUACUUUAUGCUAACAGAUAACAGGUAAAUACUAGUUUUUAAUUUUCCCUUUGUCAUAGUCAUAGUUCAAGCAUGGUGUUUGAGUUCAUAAACCAACAAUAUCACUAACUAUGGCGUUUCAGAAAAAAUACAUUUCUGGGUCCCCUAGGAUAUUGUCUAUUGAUUAUAUAAAUUAGUAACACUGUAACUGAUUGUUGCCUAUGACAUGUUUUUAUGUAAAUGUUGAGGUCAAUUAUGUGUUAAUGAUUUGCUUUGGCAACAUUGGCUAAUUAAAUAAAUUUUAUAAGACUACAUUUAAUUUAAUUGAGCAGAGUUCAUGUCAAUACACUAGACACACUGAAAGUAAUGUACACUGAUACUUAAGUGACCAGUAAAGUUGAAACGGAAUGUUACUCUGUAAGAUGUCAGCACACACACAGUGGUGUUUACAUGAUGGUGUGCACACAGACGUACAGAGGUGGCAUAGACAGAUCCAUAUAUGUCCAUUGGCUGGCCUCUGUUUGCAGGGCAUGGUGGUCUAAUGAGUAAAUAGCCAGGGCCUGUGUUUCACUACAGGGUAAACAGUCUAUGGAGGGAUGGGAUUUAGUGGCAUGGGGUUAAGCAAGGAGUACACUACUGAUGUACUGUGUACUACUUACAUAUGUAGGAUCUUAAACAGGAAAUGUGCAUUUUUGUGUUGAUUAUAAUUCAUUGAAAUAUUUGUAGGGGUUGAUCCAUUUUUUGUUUGGACAAAUCAAGUCUGCCAUGUUUAAGUGGAAAUUACAAACUUUAGAAGCCUUUUAAAUAUUUGAAUACAAUACAAUUUUGCAUUUCCUGCCGUGCAGGACAUUUCCUGCAACGACAGGGUGAUAAAAUGAAGAUCCUACAUCUGUACAUUCUAUAUUGGGAAUGGUAAAUGCCAAAGUCAUUGACUCGUCUAAGACUUAUUCAUGGUCCUCCGCCUCCGCGAUUCAAGAAGAGUUUUCCAGGUUUAGUCAAACAAAUAUUAAAUUAUUCAGCGCUGCUUUGGCGUGUUAAGCCAUAACAUUGCUGAAUAGUGGGAGAAAGCAAUAUUAGUGAAGAUGUUAUGGUAAAUAAAGGCCUGCACUGGCAAACCACUACAGUCCAAUAGAGACACUGCCAUAGAUAUACCUUUUUUGACUGAAAGUUGACUUUACAGGGACAGUUCUGCAAAAUUAAAUAUUUAGAGAUUUCUUUCCUUACCUUGAAAGCAGUCUAUGGACAAGGAGUGACUGCAAUCCACACCGUUUUGUUAAACUAGACACUGAAAUGCUAUUAUUUUCAUUGAACUAUCCCUUUAACGUUUAACCAAUAAAUGGCAACUUCAUUGAACCACUGUUUUAUUUCGCAUAUAAAUCGUCUCUAGAGCGAAGAAGAAAAACUAGAUUGCUACACGCUUGAGCAAAAGAGAUCUAUGUCAUUGAUUGGAUGUGAAAUGAGGCAGGAGCAGGGGAUUUGUGGACUUGCUGAGAGUUGCGUUAUUUUACGACUGCAUGUUUUUACACCGCCAUGCCUGCCCUUAGUGAUUUACACUGGUUAAUAUGAAGACUUAUGGCCCAACAGAAUUAGAGGUGGACUCCAUGCUGCAAAUGGUUAGGAUGGUAUUUUUAUGGAAUACACUCAACUACCCACUGGGCACAGAUGUCAAUUCAACUUCUAUUCCACGUUGGUUCAACAUCAUUUCAACGAAAUGAUGUGGAAACAAUGUUGAUUCAACCAGUGUGUGCCCAGUGGUACACACUCUCUUAAUGCACACUCUCUUUCCCUCUGUCUCUCCCUCCUUCCCUCCCCCACACAGCACCCUCCGACCGAAUCCCGCCUAUCAUCCGCCAAGGGCCGGCCAAUCAAACGCUGGCGCCAGGCUCCACCACCCAAUUUCAGUGCCAAGUGAUGGGCAACCCUCUGCCCAGCAUCCAAUGGGAGAAGGACGGCCAAAGAAUACUGGGCGACGAGCGUGUCAGCCUGAUGGAGAAGGGAACGUUCCAGAUCACAAACCUGCAGGUACCUGAAAAGAACGUACAAAGAACGUUUCCAAUGAUUCUUAAGAACGUAAAAAUAAUGUUCUCAAUGAUUCUCAUAAAUGUAGAAAGAACGCUCCAAAAAAGUAUCUUUCCCUCCUCUGUAAAUGCCUUCACCCCCUUCAUAAUAGCAUAUGAAAUUAAACACUUCACAUUGCAUCUCAACGCACUUCAAGUCUCAUCAUAUCAAUCGUCUGAGGUAACUCUCCUAAGUGACACUAAGCAACCACAUGCAAUAACACCGGAGUGUUAUUUCCAAAGCAAUGCAAUCAACUAAAUCAAAUACAAUUUUACUUGUCACAUGCUUCGUAAACAAGUGUAGACUAACAGUGAAAUGUUUACUUAUGGGCCCUUCCCAACAAUGCAGAGAGACAAAAAUAUAAAUAAUAGAAAAAUAAUAACACAAGGAAUAAAUACACAAGGAGUAACUACUCAUCCUUAAUGGGAUUUAGCUUAGUUUAAUUCACUGUAUUAUUAUGACUCACUGCCAUUUAGAUCAAUAGAAAGGCAUAGCCGUUUUCAGAUGCCACGGCAAAGUAACCUGUCCUCUUGUUAUAUUGAUAUUUACUAAGUGAGCGGCAUACAGGUCAUACAAGCUGUCCACUCUGACACACAUCUCGGCAAUGUAAUUCAAUUGAAUUGAGAGCAAGAUAUUAAUAUUGGAAUAUUUGACCGCAGGAGUGGCUUUUUUAUGGUUUAUGGGUGACACAGUGAUUUAAUAAUUGGCUGUCGAGUUUCUGUGGCGCCAAAAAUCUCAGCGGUGAUGCAUAAUCGGCAAGGUAAUGAGCGGGUGCCAUCAUUAGCAGUAGUUAGUGGUGGCGUACGCACGGCUAAUGAAAUCCAUUCUACCCAGAGUCCUCUGGGGUUGCGGGCUGCACCUGCGGGUCACCGUAGUGUGUGGCGAGCUUCGGGCCGGCUGACGUGUUAAUUAAUAGAUUGUCGAGCCCACAGUGAUUAACGAUUGCUGUGACUUUAAUUAAAUCAUUGUUGGGGUAUUGGGGGGGGGAUUGAUGGUAAGGAGAGAGAGAGGGAGGGAGAGAGAUUAAGUUAAGAAUCUCAAUGAACCAACAUAAACAAUUUUCAGCUAAAACUUCAACCACAUGCACUCAAAAUAUAGCAAACACUCUUUAGUACUUCCUCUGCCCACUGUAUUUGUGAAUUUCUCAUAUCUCGACUAGAUGGACUGGACUGUAUUUUGAAUCUUGGACACUCUUCAUCCUUGUUUUUAUCGCUCUCUCCCACUUUUAUCAGGUUGCUCCUCUUUUAAUUUAGGCAGAGAGGGGCACAGAAAGAGGGGAGGGUGGGGUGGGGGCGAGAGGGCCGGGCACCCGGCAGAUGGUCCGUUUGUUCCUCUCUGGGACUGAAGCAAUGCCCAUUACACCGGGACCAGAGCCAGAAACACACUACAACUACAGCACUGUGCCAAGCCUCCCUCUAACAGGACAGAGAGAGAAGGGAGACGGAGGGAGGGAGGCAGGGAGAAGGGGGGGGGGGGGGGGGGGUUAGAAAGAGAGAGAGAGAGAGAGAGAGAGAGAGAGAAUAUUGAGAUGAAGAGAAAUAAAACAAGUCAAGGAAGAUGCUACAACACAGAGAUAGUGCACUUGAGAUUAUAUCAGUACAGCGAGGAAGGGGAGAAAAUAAGGAACUCAUUCCACAACCAGGAACGAGCUCAAACAUUUGGCACACGGUUGACUCUCCCCACCUUAAUCCUUCAACCAUUUUUAACUAUCUGUUUAGCGCAGCGCCUAAAGCUGCCAACCAUGAUUCACAGUCAGGUGCCCAUCCGUUUACCCCUUCCCACUCCUCUCCUCCAAUCACCAGUCACCACCCGGGAAUUGCUGCCCCAGACAUCCACGUCAUUGGCUGCCUUGGCUGCCAUACAGGUCCUUUCAAGGUCAGCUGGCCUAUAGGAAGAGAGAAGGAAGAGUGAUGUACUAUUGGUCUUGGAGUCACCUCUCCUGUCCGUCUUGGGGCUUUUAGACAGGGAACUUAGACUUGAGGUAUACCAAUGCCACUGCAACUGGCCACCACACACACACACAUACACGUGUGCACGUACGUACGUACGCACAUACACACACACAGGGGUAGAGAGAAGAAGUGGAUGGCAACCAAGCACAAACAACAGUGCUAUUAUCUUGAUUGUAUUGUGUUGGCUCUCUGUGUGUUUUUGUAGUGUGCUUUGUAUAAUUCAUUAGAUUUGGUUUUGAAUAAGAUUGGUAUUACAUUAACCAUGAGGGCUGAAUGCCUAGUCGUUAGUUUGAAAUCUGUGUGUGUGUGUGUGUGUGUGUGGCCCACUAACCUGCAGGCGGUUGGGCGUGAGCUGUCAACACCAUUAGAUCAUUGUCUGCGAGUUAAAGUCCCUACAGGUGUAGGAUCUUAAUUUGACCAGUUUCUCACAGCAGGAAGAUAAUCCUGCAGCAACAGGAAAUGUGAAUUAUUGAUAGAAAAUUUUUUACGGGCAAAUCAAGUCUGAAUUUAGAAGCAUUUUAAACCUUGAAUACAUUACAAGUGUAUUUCCUGCAACAACAGGGUGAUCAAAUUAAGAUCCUACAUUUGUACAUCUUCCACUGUUGUAAGCAAUUUCUAGCCCUUGUCUCGCUCUCAGCCUCCCAAUGAAAGUUUAAUAGUCAAUGUUCUCCCUGACCCACACUUAUCGUCUUAAACACACACACACACACACACACACACACGUGCACUACCUACACAGUCACACACAAUUACAAGUUACUGUUGAGUGCUCAGUAUAAAGCAAAGUUAGAGCCACAGAAAUUUGCAGACCCGCUCUGGUUACUAAAGGUCUCUCCUUUAUCCUCCUUUAAACUCCCACACUGGUACAAAAGGAUCAGGGCCCAUAUCAAGUGUUUCAGAUAGGAGUGCUGAUCUAUGAUCAGUUUGACCUUUUAGAUCAUGACUACGAUUACAUGGACAGUGGGGACUCCUACCCUGAGCACUACUAGCCUGAGACACUGGCCCAGAAGUACUAUCGUAACCCCCCCAUGCACAAGUACAGUGAAAUGCCUUGCUUGCAAACUCAAAACCCAACAAUGCAAUAAUCAAUAACAAUGUAUUACUAGAAAAAAACACACAACAAAUAAUAAUAAGAAAUAUGAAAUACACAAUAAAGUAAGUAAGUAAGCAUACUAUAUACAGGAAAUAUUUAAAAAGUCAGAUCCAAUACCAUAUUUACAUGUGCAUGGACAUUGGAGUGAUGAAGGUAGAUAUGUAUAGGGGUAAGAGGACUAGGCAACAGGAUAUAUGAUAAACAGAGUAGUGGUUGGAGUCUUUGACGAUUUUUUGGCACCUUGUUUUCACACCGCCUGAUAUAGAGGUCCUGGAUGGCAGGGAGCUUGGUCCUAGUGAUGUACUGGGCUGUCCGCACAAUCCUCUGCAGGGCCAAUGCGAUCGAUGGCGGUGCUACUGCCAUACCAAGCAGUGAUACAGCGAGUCAAUAUGCUCUCAAUGGUACAGCUGUAGACGUUGAAGGAGAGGUUGUUGCUCCGGCACCACACUGCCAGGUCACUGACCUCCUCCCUGUAGGCUGACUCAUCGUUUCCAGUGUUCAGGCCUACCACCGUCGUGUCGUCAACGAACUUGAUAAUGGUGUUGGAGUCGUCCGUGGCCCCACAGUCGCGGGUGAACAAGGAGUACACGAGGGGACUAAGCACACACCGUUGUGGGGCCCCUGUGUUAAGGGUCAGCGUGGCGGAGAGGAUGUUGCCUACCCUCACCACCUGGGGUCGGCCCGUCAGGAAGUCAAGGAUCCAGUUGCAGAGAGUGGUGUUCAGACCCAGAGUCCUAAGCUUGGUGAGGAGCUUGGAGAGGACAAUGGUGUAAGCUGUAGUCAAUGAACAGCAUUCUCACAUAGGUAUUCCUCUUAUCUAGGUGGGUGAGGGCAGUGUGGAGAGCAAUUGCGAUUGUGUCAUCUAUGGAUCUGUUAGGGUAUGCAAAUUGAAGUGGGUCUAGGAUGGCUGGGAUGGAGGAGUUAAUGUGUGGCAUAACCAGCCUCUCAAAGCACUUCAUGAUUACAGAAGUGAGUGCUACAGGGCGGUAGUCAUUGUGGCAUGAAGCCUUAGAGUUCUUAGGAACAGGAAUGAUGUGGUCAUCUUAAAACAUUUGGGAUUACAGACCGGGACAAGGAGAGGUUAAAAAUUACUGUGAACAUGCCUGCCAGCUGUUCUGUGCAUGCUCUGAGAACAUAUACUCUAAAGCCAUAUAUACACUGAGUAUACAAAACAUUAAGAACAUCUGCUCUUUCCAUGACAUAGACUGACAAGGUGAAUCUAGGUGAACGCUAUGAUCCCUUAUUGAUAUCACUUGCUAAAUCCACUUCAAUCAGUAUGGUAUUUGGUGCCAGGCGCACCGGUUUGUGUCAAGAACGGCAACGCUGCUGGGUUUUUCACACUCAACAGUUUCUGUGUGUAACAAGAAUGGUCCAACAACCAAAGGACAUCCAGCCAACUUGACAGAACUGUGGGAAGCAUUGGAGCCAACAUGGCAGAUGUUCUAGGCAGAUGUUCAUGUUGACUUAACUGGAAAGAUUUGCUUUGGGACACCGAAUGUGAAGAGGCAAAGGCAUUGUGCUUUGGUGCAUGUACACGAUGUUAACUAUGCCCUCUCUCUUGUUGCCAGGAAACCGACUCAGGGGCCUACACCUGCGUGGCUUCCAGCUCGAGCGGAGAGACGACGUGGAGCGGAGUACUCACAGUGAAAGGUAAAUGUACAUGCAUGCACACACGCGUACACACACGCACGCACGCACAUGUUGAAAGGUAAAUGUACUGUAGUAAAAACCUCCCUACAGACUAUUAGAUUGCCUCUCUGACAUUACAUGCCCAUAUAAGAUCAUUAUCAGCCGUAGGAAUGGCAGUGAAUCAAGAAAUAAGGCAGAGGUCUUGUGAAAUUGUGGAUGUAAUCGCACCUAGGGGCAUUGUUUGGCCCAAGGCGAAGCAGAGGGAUGAUGAGUUGGAAGAAGUAAUGCCUUAUUGCUGUUAUGAAAUGCUACUGUUUGAUGAAGCUUGGUACGAUGGUAUUUAGUGCCUACAAAUGCAUCUUAAAACCAACCAAGCAGAAGCUCUGAUAAUUCACAACUAAACUCUUAUUUUUAGUCAAUUACUGUGAUCAGUGCUGGGAUCGGUUCCAUUUAAUUCCUUAUUGAAGACAAAUGUCGCUUUUCAAUUCGUGAUUGACCGAAUUGAAAUUGAAUUGAUCGUAUUACAUUAAUUAUUUAUUGUUUAUUGGUAACUCACAAAAGGACUAGUGCUAGUCUUCUCCUAUACAUAGGAGAUCCACUACCAUCCAGCUACCCUUUCAUCCUCUGUCUAUGUCUCUUUUUAAAUGCACUUUAUAUAAAGUUUGAUUUGAUUGUGAUUUUCAGAGAGUGGAGGUUCAUCUGUCCCCCAGGCAUCAGAACCUUUCCAGCUGCCAGGACCGCCCCAGAAGCCUGUGGUUACCGACGUGACCCGCAACAGUGUCACCCUCACCUGGCAGCCCAACGCCCAUGAGGGAGGCGCUGCCGUCACCUCCUACAUCAUUGAGGCCUUCAGGUGAGUGGAGUCGACAGUAGGAGUUAGACCUAGGCCACGUUCAGUGGGGCUCAACCUUGUGGUGCAUUCGGUAGAACAGACAGAAAGACAGAAAUGUCAGCUCUAUUCAUGCUAUAUUUUUGGGGGGUUGAAGUUAACACGUAACAUCUGAAGAUACACUUGCACAUACACACACUUGAACUCACACACACAUGCUCACACAAGUGGAUGCUGGUGACUUGAACAAUUGAGAAGAAUGGGAGACCCACGAUAUAGGCGCGGACCACACAGAGAAGACAAAGCGUGUUUCAAAAGUCAUCAAAGACAUUAUUUUAACCUAAAAAUAUUAUGGGGAAUGGGAAUGAGAGGUCUAGAGUUGGGAAGGGAUCACAGCAGAGAUUGAAUGAGGGUAUGAGGCAUGAGUUGAGGUGUUCAUAGGCUUCAGUGCAGGACAGGCUCAUCAUGGAUGGAUGGUGUUGGAGAAAAGCUCAACUCUUCCACUGAGGGCAGGACAGGAUUUGACUGGGAAGACAAAAAACAAUAACACAAAACAGUUAGAUAAAAGAGCUAAGAAUGAGUUAGUCCAAGCAAGGAGUAAAAUCAUAUUGAUGUGUAGUAAUGUGAUUGUGUUUGUGUGUGUGAUUGACUCUACAUACAGUAAUGAGAGAAAAUUGACAGGGCUACUCACAGUGCUUGGAGAGGAAACAUUCAAUGCACCAGUGGAUGAGAGGGCACAUGAGACAUGGCUUCAGUUCAUAUCAGGAGAGAGUUGACACUGGUAGUGGAGUGGAGUGGAGUGAUCAUCCCCUCUUAAUCAGGGAGCAGGAGAGGACUUAUACAAAUAGCAGAUACAUUCCAUUACAGCAGCACCAUCAUAGGUUUGAGCAACAAGUUUCUCCAUGAAGUUAAACUCAGACAUCUCAGAAUUCACAAAGUCAAACACAGAAUGCGCAUCUCGCCCACUUGACACAUACAAGUAGCUCUGAAUAAAGCCCUGAUCAUACACAUACCUAACUGUCUGUGUUUAAAUACAAAUAAAUGUAUGCACUCGCUCUGGAUAAGAAUGUCUGCUAAAUGACUAAAAUGUAAAAUGUAAAUGUUUCAUCCAUUUGCCAUGCGAAGAAAUGCGCUGUGUCAACCUCUCUUUUAAUCUAAUUUUUAAUGGAUGAUGCGAUGGAAGCUAUCAAAUCAUUCUGAAUUGAUUUUGACAUCCCAGAGAAGGCAGUAGAAACUUCCAUAAGCUCAGCAAGUAAAGCAAAUUACCUCUGCAAGCUCGUUGUAUUUGCCCUUGUUAUUGGAACUUUGAAUGGAAUAAUAUCCUAAAAAUGCUCAACUAUUCACUAUCUCAAUCUCAAUCUAUCCAACAAUGUCACCAACUCACCAAGCUUCAAAAUCACACAUGCGUAGUACUAGGUUCAUUCUCUGAACAUGUUCAUACUGCAAAAGCUUUGAUUGGUUGAAGUACGUCUUCCGGAAGUUGUCAUAAUUACCAUGUAGGUCCUCCUAGGUUUUGUAUUGAAGUCAACAUAGCCAGAAAAGGACGGAAAAUGGCUGUCCUCCAGCAACACAAUGGUGCUACCCUAGAGGGUGCUGUUGAGACUACUGUAGACCUUCAUUGCAAAACAGUGUGUUUUAAUCAGGUAUUUGGUGACGUGAAUAUAUUUAGUAUAGUUUUAUCUUAAAUUAUGAAACAUUUAAAACAUUUUAAUUUUUCUGAAAUUCACUGAGUAGGAUGGUCCUCCCCUUCCUCCUCUGAGGAGCCUCCACUGGCACACCGUUUUCUACCCUCCAGCCCCCUGCCCUAUCUCUCAAAUCAAAUCAAAUCAAAGCAAAUUGUAUUGGUUACAUACACAAAUUUAGCAGAUGUUAUUGCGGGUGUAGCGAAAUGCUUGUGUUCCUAGCUCCAACAGUGCAGUAGUAUCUAACAAUUCACAACAAUACAAACAAAUCUAAAAGUAAAAUAAAUAUAUACAUAUUAGGACGAGCAAUGUCGGAGUGGCAUUGACUAAAAUACAGUAGAAUACAGUAUAUACAUAUGAAAUUAGUAAAACAGUAUGUAAACAUUAUUCAAGUGACUAGUGUUUCAUUAUUAAAGUGACCCUUGAUUCCAUGUCUAUGUACAUAGGGCAGCAGCCUCUAAGGUGCAGGGUUGAGUAACUGGGUGGUAGCCGGCUAGUGAAGGCUAUUUAACAGUUUGAUGGCCUUGAGUUAGAAGCUGUUUUUCAGUCUCUCUGUCCCCGCUUUGAUGUACCUGUACUGACCUCGCCUUCUCGAUGAAAGCGGGGUGAACGGUUGAUGUCCUUGAUAAUCUUUUUGGCCUUCCUGUGACAUCGAGUGCUGUAGGUGUCCUGGAGGGCAGGCAGUGUGCCACCGGUGAUGCGUUGGGCAGCCUUUGGAGAGCCCUGCGGUUGCGGGUGGUGCAGUUGCCGUACCAGGCGAUGAUACUGCUCUCAAUUGUGCAUCUGUAAAAGUUUGUGAGGGUCUUAGGGGCGAAGCUGAAUUUCUUCAGCCUCCUGAGGUUGAAGAGGCGCUAUUGCGCCUUCUUCACCACACUGUCUGUGUGGGUGGACCAUUUCUAGUCAGAGGUUGCUGUGGGCAGCCAUCUCUCACCCUUUAUUAGUGUCAGUACACACACACAUACAGUUGAAGUCGGAAGUUUACAUACACUUAGGUUGGAGUCAUUAAAACUCAUUUUUCAACCACUCCACAAAUGUCUUGUUAACAAACUAUAGUUUUGGCAAGUCGGUUAGGAAAUCUACUUUGUGCAUGACACAAGAUUUUUUCCAACAAUCGUUUGCAGACAGAUUAUUUUACUUAUAAUUCACUGUAUCACAAUUCCAGUGGGUCAGAAGUUUACAUACACUAAGUUGACUGUGCCUUUAAACAGCUUUGAAAAUUCCAGAAAAUGAUGUCAUGGCUUUAGAAGCUUCUGAUAGGCUAAUUGACAUCGUUUGAGUCAAUUGGAGGUGUACCUGUGGAUGUAUUUCAAGGCCUACCUUCAAAGUCAGUACCUCUUUGCUUGACAUCAUGGGAAAAUCAAAAGAAAUCAGCAAAGGCCUCGGAAAAAAAAUAUUUUAGACCUCCACAAGUCUGGUUCAUCCUUGGGAGCAAUUUCCAAACGCCUGAAGGUACCACGUUCAUCUGUACAAACAAUAGUACGCAAGUAUGUGCAAGUGUGGUCCUCUGUAGCUCAAUUGGUAGAGCAUGGCGCUUGUAACGCCAGGGUAGUGGGUUCGAUCCCCGGGACCACCCACACGUAAAAAUGUAUGCACACAUGACUGUAAGUCGCUUUGGAUAAAAGCGUCUGCUAAAUGGCAUAUUAUAUUAUUAUUAUAAGUAUAAACACCAUGGGACCACGCAGCCGUAAUACCGCUCAGGAUGGAGUCGCGUUCUGUCUCCUAGAUAUGAACGUACUUUGAUGUGAAAAGUGCAAAUCAAUCCCAGAACAACAGCAAAGGACCUUGUGAAGAUUCAGGAGGAAACAGGUAAAAAAGUAUCUAUAUCCACAGUAAGACGAGUCCUAUAUCGACAUAACCUGAAAGGCCGCUCAGCAAGGAAGAAGCCACUGCUCCAAAACCGCCAUAAAAAAGCCAGACUAUGGUUUGCAACUGCACAUGGGGACAAAAAUCGUACUUUUUGGAGAAAUGUCCUCUGGUCUGAUGAAACAAAAAUAGAACUGUUUGGCCAUAAUGACCAUCGUUAUGUUUGGAGGAAAAAGGGGGGACGCUUGCAAUUCGAAGAACACCAUCCCAACCGUGAAGCACAGGGGUGGCAGCAUCAUGCUGUGGGGGUGCUUUGCUGCAGGAGGGACUGGUACACUUCACAAAAUAGAUGGCAUCAUGAGGAAGGAAAAUUAUGUGGCUAUAUUGAAGCAACAUCUCAAGACAUCAGUCAGGAAGUUAAAGCUUGGUCGCAAAUGGGUCUUCCAAAUGGACAACGACCCCAAGCAUACUUCCAAAGUUGUGGCAAAAUGGCUUAAGGACAACAAAGUCAAGGUAUUGGAGUGGCCAUCACAAAGCCCUGACCUCAAUCCUAUAGAACAUUUGUGGGCAGAACUGAAAAAAGUGUGUGCAACAAGGAGGCCUACAAACCUGACUCAGUUAAACAAGCUCUGUCAGGAGGAAUGGGCCAAAAUUCACCCAACUUAUUGUGGGAAGGUUGUGGAAGGCUACCCAAAAUGUUUGACCCAAGUUAAACAAUUUAAAGGCAAUGCUACCAAAUACUAAUUGAGUUUAUGUAAUCUUCUGAUCCACUGGGAAUGUGAUGAAAGAAAUAAAAGCUGAAAUAAAUCAUUCUCUCUACUAUUAUUCUGACAUUUCACAGUCUUAAAAUAAAGUGGUGGUCCUAACUGACCUAAGACAGGGAAUUUUUACUAGGAUUAAAUGUCAGGAAUUGUGAAAACGGAGUUUAAAUGUAUUUGGUUAAGGUGUAUGUAAACUUCCGACUUCAACUGUACACACACUUACUCACACCCCUGCGGACACCCUGACCCUGACACCUUUGACAUUGUAAUCAACCCCAGCUAGUUUGGAGGCUGGCCCACGCUAACCCACUCCCCAAAUCUCCCAGCUGCCCCCCACUUUGACUUGAACCCCCAUCAAAUGUCACACAAACACACACAUACAGCUUGGUGCACCUCUGUGGAGCUAAAAUGGUAAUGUUAUCAAAUGUGGCCAGCACAGACAGAUAGACAGAGUCCUUGGGCUGUUGUACGUUGAGCAGAGCCGGGCUAGCUCUAUUUACUGAGAGAGAGGUUCCUAUGGGCCUCACAGUAGGACGCAGAGGGAUGGAGGGAUGGAGAGACGAAUAUAGUGAUGAGGAAGCAGGUCCAGACACAGAUGGGCGGUGUGACGAGUAAACAACAAAGUCUCCUUUGGGUCUAACAGUGGGCUGAUCGGACGCAGAAGAAUGGAUGGAGGAAUGAAGGGAUGAGAAACCAGGUCCAGAUGUGGACAGACUGUGUUACAAGGAAAUGCCCCCCCUCCCCUUCCCUGUUCAUUUAGAUGGGGACUAUCCCAUCCUGACUCACUAGCCCCCUCAUCCCUCUUCUCUCACCUUGCCCCCAGGGCAGUAGUUAGCACCGUGCCGAGUGGCCCAAAUUGAUUCUUUAUAGAGUUGCUGUGGGGGCUGAAUAGGUUAGUUUACAAUAACAUUUCCUUGCCUGAGGUGCUGGGGGUUAUUUGGGGGUUGGAGGGUAGGUGUGGCCAGGGGGAGAGGAGAGGGGAUGAGCGUGUGUAUGUGUGUGUGCAUGCGUGUGGGACAAGAGGGAGAUAGAAUCCUGACACGUUGUUACUGUAUGAAGAUGGAUAGAUUUACCAUUGUCCUCUCUCCAUUCUCUAGGAGACGGAGGUGAGGAACACUCUAGUUUUUUCCCCCAUUGGCAUGUUUGUGGGGCGAGAGUGUAUGUUUACAUGUGCAUUGUGUGUUUUCCUGUGUGUGUCCCAAGCUUCAGCCUCGCCUCUGACAAAGUGACCUUGGAUUUAUCACUAUUGGCCGGUCCGCUGGAGGAAUAUUUAUGGCUCACGCAGCUUUUAUCGCUGUCACCUAAUUGCACAGGUCGGCUAUAAAGUCACUCGUCUGCUACGGCAGUUGCUGGUCCCGAGGGGAAAAUAAAAAGGAAGGGUGUCAUGUAACUAUGCCAGUAAACAAGGUGUGACAGCAAAUCUAAAGAAGACCAGGCAGGAGAGGUAAAUGCAAAUGGAACUGCCAAAGGCCAAAGAAACUCCCAUUUUUUCCUUCUAACUUUAUCAGAUGCAUUGUUCACUAGAUUUAUCACAUUAUUUAUUAGAGAGCAAAACAAAAAUAUUUAAGAUGACAAACAACAAAAAACAAACAACAAAACUUGUCAUAAACACACAGCUGGCGUUAUUGUUAUUUACCAGAUGCUCUGGCAUGGUCUGAUGAUGCAUCGUGGCUAAAAACCUGAGCGGGCUAAAAAUAGCUCCGUCAUCAUUGCCUGGAUAUGACACUGGGCUCGGGAACGCAGUGCGUCAAAUGAGCAUGGGGGAUAGCGAAGCAUCGCUGAACACAGCACACAGCACUUAAUGACUAAACAAACAGCUUCAGCCUGGGCUCUGCUAUUCUAGUGGCUCCUAUCUGAUUCUCUAUAAAAGACUGAGGAACAGUUUGUAGUUACUAUUGAGUCAAUGUUUAGUGGAAGGCUUUGUCAAUAACCUGACAAAGGGGUAUACCUAGUCAGUUGCACAACUGAAUGCAUUCAAGGCUGCCUAAAAGGCUCUGCAUGGUCAAUCUGUGUCUGAAGUGGCGUACAGCAUUAGACAUCAGGGCUUUCAUAUUUCUUGUGCUUAGCGGAGCAGAGCAGAGCUAUUGUGAAGGAAAUUGUCAAGUUUGUGUUUAUACAGGACGUACCGCCCCCACCUAUUGUCAGCUAAUCAUGUCAAUGCAUCUGCAUGCCUCCGCAAUUGUUUCACACCCUCCAUACGAAGCCUCCGACCACAUUUUCGGAUCAAGCAUAAAUUGGCUUUCAAUCGACAUCUACAUCACCGGCACCCAGGGAGCAGUUGUUGGGGGUUAACUGCCUUGCUCAAGGGCAGAACAGCAGAAUUCGCUACCUUGCAGACUCAGAGAUACCAACCAGCAACCUUUCGGUUACUGGCCCAACGCUCUUAACCGCUAAGCUACCUGCCACCGAGUUUGAUUCUCUGUGAAAUAAUAGUGAAGCAUAGUUUGUGGUCACUAUUGAGUAAUAUAGGAACAGCUGUCAAUAUAGGCUACUCUGUAAAGUAUAACAUUAAACAAUAGCCUUGCACAGUAACUUUACUAACGUAAUUGGAAAUGACAAAUAACAUGACAUCAUUGUCUGUGGUCUCUUACUCUAGCCAAUCAGCGGGCAGUACGUGGCAAACGGUGGCUGACCUGGUCAAGUUGGAGAAACACACAGUCAGCGGUCUCUUCCCCAACACCAUCUAUCUGUUCAUCGUCCGAGCGGUCAACGCUUAUGGCCUGAGUGACCCCAGCCCCAUCUCUGAGCCCGUCCGCACACAAGGUCAGUACCUAGGAGGGGAUACAACAUUUUUACUAAACAUUUACUACGAGAGACAAAAAAAUUAAAAUACAGAGUGGUAGUUAGUGUAAAACAAGUGUGGGAAGUCAAAACGUAAUUUUUCACUCAUUUUGAGACCUUGCAUCAUGAAAGCAUAAAUGUCUGAAGGCUUUAUGCUUUAUAUAAAACAAUUUAGGGUAUUUCAAUCAAGUGUGAAUGUGAGUUAAGAAUCCACUAUCAUUUUACUGAGUAUUUUGUGUCUUGAUGUUUGUUCAUGUUGUGUUUGCAGAUGUGAGUCCUACCGGUCAGGGAGUGGACCACAGGCAGGUCCAGAAAGAGCUGGGAGAGGUGGCCGUUCAACUUCAGGAGCCUGUCACGCUCACUGCCUCCAGUGUUCAAGUAUCAUGGACAGUGAGUACCCUGACCUGAGUUUGCAUCAUCUUUCACAGGAGAAAUGCUAUCGGUUGGACACACUCUAUAAAUGUUUUUUUUAAAUUAGAUUUUUUACUGUAUACCCAUAUUCAAGGGUAGUAGAACUGUAUCUCUUUCUCUUUUUAUUGCUCCCUUUUCUGUAAUUUUCCCUCAUUCUUUCUCUCUAUUUCUCCAUGUUCUCCCGUUUUUCCUCCCCUCCCCAGGUGGACCGUCAGUCCCAGUACAUCCAGGGCUACCGGAUUCUCUACCGGCCCAGCGGUGGCACCUGGCAGCUGCAGGAUGUCAAGGCCCCGUCGGAGCGCCUGGCCGUGGUCGCUGACCUGCUCAAAGGCACUGAGUACGAGAUCAAGAUCCGGCCCUAUUUCGACGAGUUCCAGGGCAUGGACAGUCGGCUGCUGCUGGUCAGAACACCAGAGGAAGGUAAGACUGGCUAGAAGCUACUGACACUGACCACUUCUGAUGAGACUGACACAAGCCUUGAUGAGACAGAGGCUGUUGUAGCGGGUGACUUAACGGUGCACUGGGAAAAACAAAACACACGGGUGAAUAUCCCGGCGAUAAAGUACAAUAUGCUCCACUGAGCUAUCGACACCUCCACAUGGAAACAAUAACACUCAAAGACAUGGGGAGCAGAGGGAAUACGUAUACAGAGACUGAUGAGGGGAUAUGAAGCAGGUGUGUGUGAAAACAAGACAAAACAAAUGGAAUGAUGAAAAGAGGAGCGGCAUUGGCUAGAAGGAGGCAGCUUCGGCGGAAGUCGUGACAGUACCCCCCCUCCCCUCCCCUCCCCUUGACGUGCAGCGCCAGCAUCGCGCCGACACCAGCCUCAGGGAUGAUCAGGAGGACGCGGAGCAGGGCGAUCCGGAUGGCGACGGUGGAAAUCCCGCAACAGGGAGGGAUCAAGGACAUCCUUCACCGGGACCCAGCACCGCUCCUCCUGACCGUACCCCUCCCACUACACGAGUUCCUGAAGGACCCCCACCCGACGCCUCGAAUCCAGGAUGGAACGGAGGGGGCGGAGGGACCUCCCGCACCUCAGACUCCUGAGUGGACCAGCCACCAUUGGCCUGAGGAGAGACAUGUGAAACGAGGGGUUAAUACGGUAAUCAGGAGGGAGUAUCAACCUAUACGUAACCUUGUUUACUCUCCUCAGAACGGCCCCACAAACCACAGGCUCAGCUUCCGGCAGGGCAGGCGGAGGGGCAGGUUCCGGGUCGAGAGCCAGACCAGAUCACCCGGUACAAAGACCAGGGCCUCACUGCGGUGGCGGUCAGCGUUGGCCUUAUGGCGACGCACGGCACGCUGGAGGUGGAAGUGGGCAGCGUUCCAUGUCUCCUCCACGCGCUAAAACCAGUCGUCCACCGCAGGAGCUUCGGUCUGGCUCUGAUGCCACGGUGCCAGGACCGGCUGAUACCCUAAAACUAAUUGAAAUGUUGACAGGUUAGUGGAGGAGGUGCGGAGAGAGUUCUGUGCAUAUUCGGCCCAUGGCAAGAACACCGACCUCUCCCCCAGCCGGUCCUGGCAGUAGGACCGCAGGAACCUACCCACAUCCUGAUUCACCCGUUCCACCUGCCCAUUAGAUUCGGGGUGAAACCCAGAGGUCAGGCUGACCGAGACCCCUAGACAUUCCAUGAACGCCUUCCAGACCCUGGACAUAAACUGGGGACCCCGGUCAGACACUAUGUCCUCUGGCACCCCGUAGUGCUUGAAGACUUGAGUAAACAGGGCUUCCGCAGUUUGCAGGGCCGUGGGGAGUCAGGGCAGAGGAAGGAGGAGGUAGGCUUUAGAGAAGUGGUCCACAACGACCAGGAUGGUGGUGUUACCCUGAGAGAGGGGAAGAUCAGUUAGGAAAUCAAUGGAUAAGUGGGACCAUGGCCGUUGUGGAACUGGUAAGGGAUGUAACUUACCCACUAAAGGUGCCUAGGUGCCUUACUCUGGGCGCACACCGAGCAGAAGGAGACAUACACCCUCAUGUCCUUAGCCAAGGUAGGCCACUAGAACUUCACGGUCCGGCAGCGCACUGUACGGACGAUUCCUGGGUGACCAGAGGAGGGGGGCGUGUGUGCCCAAUAGAUAAGAUGAUCACGGACACCAGACGGCACGUACCGAAGUCCAGCGGGGCACUGAGGUGGAGAUGGCUCUGUGCGUAACGCCCGCUCUAUGUCCGCGUCCACUGCCCAUAACACCGGCGCCACAAUGCAGGAGGCCGGGAGUAUGGUGGUGUUGUCAAUGGGCCUCUCCUCUGUGUCAUACAGCCGUGACAGUGUGUCUGCUUUCACGUUCUUCGUGCCUGGUAUAUAGGACAGCACGAAAUUAAACCGGGGGAAGAACAAGGCCCACCUUGCCUGGCGAGGGCUCAGCCUCCUCGCUGCCUGGAUGUACUCCAGGUUACGGUGGUCAGUCCAGACGAGGAAAGGGUGUUUCGCCCCCUCAAGCCAGUGCCUCCACGCUGUCAGGACUCUGACAACAGCCAACAGCUCCCGAUCACCAACGUCAUAGUUCUGCUCCGCCGGGCUGAGCUUCUUAUAGAAGAAGGCACAGGAGCGGAGCUUGGGUGGGGUACCCGAGCGUUGGAAUAGGACAGCGCCUACACCUACCUCGGACGCGUCCACCUCCACUACGAACAGUAAUGAUGGAUCGGGAUGGGCCAGUACCUGGGCUGAGGUGAACAGAGCCCUCAGUUUACUGAAAGCCCUGUCAGCCUCAGCAGACCAGCGGAGCCGGGACAGCCCACCCUUCAACAGAGAGGUGAUGGGGGAUGCGACCUUGCCAAAGCCCCAGAUAAACCUCAGAUAGUAAUUGGAAAAGCCAAUGAAGCGCUGCACCUCCUUUACCGUGGUUGCAGUCGGCCAAUUACGCAUGGCUGAAAUGCGGUCUCCCUCCAUCUCCACACCUGAGGUGGUGAUGUGGUAUCCGAGGAAGGAGACGGAUUGUUGUAAGAACAGACAUUUUUCAGCCUUGGCAUACAGGUCAUGCUCCAACAGUCGGCCAAGCACUCUGCGAACCAGGGACACAUGCUCGGCGCGCGUAGCGGAAUACACCAGGAUGUCAUCGAUGUAGACUACCACACCGCGACCAAGCAUGUUCCGAAACACCUCGUUCACAAAGGACUGGAAGACUGAUGGAGCAUUCAUCAACCCGUACGGCAUUGUGCAGUAGGAUGCCCUCUCUUGCCACAAGAGUGACACUGGAUCUCUCGUCCUCCGUUCUCCCAGAACACUGCACCACCCAGCUCCAUCGGAACGUGAUCCGGGUUGAAGGGGGGUGAAACUGGCAGGCCCCUUCCAGGAUGUCCUCUCGAAGCCAGCAGGUUGUCCAACCGGAUGGCCAUGUCCACCAGUUGGUUGAAGGUCAACGUUGUAUCCCGGCAGGCUAGCUCCCUUCGGACGUCCUCACGCAGGCUGCAUCGGAAGUGGUCGAUGAGGGCCCGCUCAUUCCACCCGGACCCAGCCGCUAGAGUUCUAAACUCCAGGGCAAAGUCUUGCACGGUCCUCGUCCCCUGCCUCAGAUGGACCAGAUGCUCGCCCGCCUCUCUUCCUUCGGGGGGAUGAUCGAAGACUGCCCGGAAGAGGCGAGCAAACUCUCCGUAGUUGUCCAAAGCGUCUCCUCUUUCACUCCAGACCGCGUUGGCCCACUCCAGGGCUUUUCCCAGUUGGCCAACUCCAGGGCUUUCCCCGAGAGACAGGAGACGAGGGCGGACACCUUCUCCCGAUCCGAUGGAGCAGGGCUGAUGGUGUUGAAAUAGAGGUCCAGCUGCAGGAGGAAACCCUGGCAGCGGGCCGCUGUCCCGUCGUAUUCCCUCGGUCGAGACAUGUGAAUACCUCUGGGUGCUGGUGUGUGGGUGGCUGGAUCUGGUCACUCAGCUGGUUCCGCAGGGUCGGGUCCUCUCCUCUCCAGGCGCUGGACGGCCUGGAGAACCCGAUCCAUCGCUUCGCCCAAGCUGGCUAAUAUGUUGGAAUGCUCUGGGACCCGCUCAAAGACUCCAGGCAUAUUCCCCGCCUGACCGAACAAGGAGAGGAGCAGCUUCGGCGGAAGUCGUGACAGCUGUCCUAAUAUGGACAGCGUAUACUUAAGAUAGCCUAUGUCCAUAAUGGAGGGAAUAGUGGGUAAGACGUUUUUUUUAAAGGUUUUGAAAGUGCGAUUGAUUGGUCAGUCACAUCUUUGAGAAGUCAAAAGCAAUUCAGUCUCAACUGGAUUGCAAUUCCCAACACGUGUGACCUUCACAUCCUGUUAUGAAGACGGUGCACUGUUUAGUCCAAUAACCACUUCAUGGCAUUUGAUGGCAUUUCAUGGAGUCUGCCAUUUUCAUCAAACUCUAAUCAUAUUUUUGCUAUCUUACCAAAUGCCCCUAUUUAUUUUGUUCUAUGUCAACAGGGAGUUGGGUUUUUUCACCACUUGAUCUUCCUUCUUUCCCUGCAGUCCCGAGCGCCCCUCCCAAAGCAGUCACUGUGGUUACAGUGAAGCUGAGCAACAGCUCCAGCAUUAGUGUCUCCUGGGAGCCUCCCCCCGCCGAGAUGCAGAAUGGAAUCAUCCAGGAGUACAAGGUAGGCUGACUGAACCAGAGAAGACGAUAUCAUGAUUGGAUCAAUCCAAUGACAACCAUCCGUACGGGUGGUAUUUACUUAGAAAUAACAUGAUAAAAUAAAAAGCACAUAAUAAAAGUUACAUCAUUAUAAUGAUUUCUUUGGGAUUCAUUAAAACAAGUAAUUGGAAAUAAGGAGUAGCUAUGAAUUGUUUUGAAUUUUUCAAAGCCAGUACCAGAACGUACCCAUAGUUACCAAUUUUUUAUUUAUUUACUAAAUAACUAAAUACCAUGUAAACACCAGCUCAAACAGGACUGUAAAAUAUAUCGUGUCCAUAUUAGGACUGCCUCAAAGUCACAACAGGCAGUCCUAAUAUGGACACCAUGAAUUUGACCUCUUCUAUCUCUUACACCAAUCACCAUCCUCCAACCAACAACAGGUGUGGUGUGUAGGCAACGACACCCAGACCCGCUACCACAUCAACACCACCGUAGAUGGCACCUUCCUCUCCACUGUGCUCAAGGGGCUGCUGCCAGGUAUCUUGUACCAGGUGGAGGUGGCAGCAGUGACCAGCGCAGGAGUGGGCACCCACAGCCAGCCUGUGUCCAUCCUCAUUAGUGAGUCCCCGCAGAACCACAAGCUAGCAGAAUUAUACAUUUCAGUUCCGGGAUAUCAAGGAGAUAGUAUAAGAUUUAGUGGAACCGCUAAUGAGGGAAGCAAAAAUUACUGAAAUUAUUGUUAAGCGUUACAGUAGCAUCAUAUUCAUGUGUUAAGCAUGCUUAGAGUCUGUGUACAACUUAGAAUCAAAUGUUGUAUUGUUGCCAUGAGGCCAACAAGCCUGAUUCUAACUUUACACACAGUUCUGAGGUGUGGAAGAUUAAAUGUUUUGCCAUUCAUCAUUUGGUUUAUAACACAUACAAUUUUGGCAUACACAGUACUCAAACCAUGCAGUAUUACGUGGAAAAUUAUGGUUAUAAUACAGUACUUACAGGGCAAAUGUCUGAAAAUCAAAAUAUCAAUCAAACUUCUCACUUACUUGCCGCUCUCCCUCAGAGCUGCCAGCGGAGGCACCUUCAGUGUCCAGUACCAGUGAGGGCGAGGACGGUGAUGAGGGCAGCCUGAGCCUGGCCGAGCAGAUCACUGACGUGGUGAAGCAGCCGGCGUUCAUCGCUGGGAUCGGCGGGGCCUGCUGGGUCAUCCUCAUGAGUUUCAGCAUGUGGAUCUACUGCCGCCGCAAGAAGAGGAAGGAGCUGAAUCACUAUACCGCAUCGUUCAACUACACACCUGCAGGUACUUUACACACUUUAUUUGAUGCACUCUUUAUACAACACUUAAUGUUACUUUACCACUUAUCAAAGAAGCAUGUUGUAAUAUAACCAACCUUACAUUUUACAUUUUAGUCAUUUAGCAGACGCUCUUAUCCAGAGCGACUUACAGUUAGUGAGUGCAUACAUUUAUUUAUUUUUCAUACUGGUCCCCUGUGGGAAUCGAACCCACAACCCUGGCGUUGCAAGCGCCAUGCUCUACCAACUGAGCUACACGGGACUUACCAUAUCAAGUAUUCUACUGCACUUUACAAUAGGCUGCUAUUUUAAACUUAAAAUACUUCAGGAUUUCAGUGAAUUAUUUUUAUAACGUACAAGGGUGACAAUAUAUUAGAGUGCAACUGUACCAUAUGACAUUAUGUCCACCACCCAUGCCUUACUGUAUUUUACCUUGCCAUUCACACCUGAAUGCACGUUUCCUUUCUUCUGCAGUUGGCUUUCCACAUGGAGAGGCAUCUGGACUCAAUGGAAGGUAAGGAUCCCUGUUUCUGUUAUUUCAAGGAGACUUCCCCAUUCUUAUUACUAGUCUUCUUUUAGUAAAGUGAUGAGAACAAAGCUGUGGAUUGGCAUCAGAUAUGAUCAUAGUGUGUGUUUUAUUAUGUUUUAGGCCUGGCAUGCUGGGUGGCAACAUGGGCAACUACCCGUGGCUGGCAGACUCCUGGCCCACCACCGACCUGGUCCACAGUGGCAAAGAGGCCGUCAACUGCUGCACCUCCAAACAUGACACUGCAGAGAGAUACUACAAUGGUAUGAGACACAGCAUGAUCCUGCUCACAGCGGUCAGUUUGUUUUGUGCACAACCAGGGAUUAUCUCUACAAUGCCUUUUGUGUAGUCUCAGGGAGAUUUUUUCAAAUUGCAUACUCAUUGCAUCCUCUCUUCUCCCUCCUUGCCUCCUUGUGAAAACCCAUUGGAGGAGAAGGUCAGAGGGGAGGGACCUCUGGCUUUCUCAUCCAAUGGGUUUUGAGAAGAAGACAAGGAGAGAGAAGAGAGGAUGCAAGGAGUAUGCAAUUGAGAUCUUCCCUCAGUCUUUGAAGAAGUCUGAAUGUAUAGUUUCCAUCAUCUCAUGUGACAUCAACUUGUACGGCAGACAUGGGGCUGAAUUCAAGCACUUCUGGAAAACACAACAGGUUGAAUUAUUAUUAAAACAUUUGUAUUUUGCUUUACCAAAUAGUGCAUCCUGUAUAUGUCAUGGUAACUGUAGCUCACAUAUCAACUUUGACACUAACUCUGCAGUUAAAUAUCUAUAAAUCCUCUUAUAACCAUAAAUCAAAUGACAAAAGAAGAUGACCUCUCACCUGAAUCUGACCUCUCACCUCUGACCCCCCUCGGCACCAGAAGCGGGUAUAUCCAUCUACCUGAACCAGACAGAGAAGUACAGCACGGGCGAUUCCACCGAAGGCCCGAUCUACAGCACCAUUGACCCCACCGCCGAGGACCUACGCAGCUUUAACAGCCCCUACUCCUCCACCACGCCCUACGCCAGCACUCCAAUCAUGCCCUUCACCAACCAGGCGCUCCAGGGGUCUCACAGCCCCACAGAGCAAGAUGGCGGCCACUGGAUCACCCAGCCCGCCGGACCCUCCUCCCAGUACGCCCAGCCCGACCGCUGCAGGACGGACAGCGGUAAGACUGUGUUUAAGAUUGUGUUUCCCAUGGUAUGGUUCAAGGUAGGGCACCAAGAACCCAAAGCAACAUUCCCAAAAAAGUUUCACAUAAUAACUGGAGGCAUUUUAACAUUUUUGGAGCCAUAGAACAGCAUUAUGGUACCUACUAGCUAGCAACAAGAGACAUAGCGGGAGCUAACCUACUGUAAAUUGGUGUAACUGAUUCAUCUGGAGGCGGAAAAAACGCACACCUGGUUAGGCGAGGUGCUGGCUAGCGGAGUAGAAGACUUGAAAAAUAAAACGAGAGCCGCAAACUCUAGGAGCUCAGAUACAAUAAUUUAAUAACAACGUUUCGACAGCCAAGCUGUCUUCAUCAGGGUAUAAUGACAAACACUGCGGGUCACUAGUUUAUAUAGAGUUUGAAAGGACACACACACAGGUGUCUGUAAUCAUGGCCGGCUGUGGCUUUAUUUCAUUGGUCGAUUUACAAAUUAUGUACAAUGGAUAUCAAAAACACAAUAAUCACAAGAAUGGCUUCAUAUCAAACUUUACAUUAAGACCAAGGGGAGCAAGGGUCUUUAAAUGAAAGAUCCAGGCGGCCUCUCAUUUAACAAUACAUUUUCAAGGUCACCCCCUCUCCUAGGGAGGGUGACGUGUUCAAUGUCGAUAUAGCGAAGGGACGAAAUAGUGGUUAGCUUCCAAAAAGUGGGCCGCAACUGGGUACGUCAAGUUUUUGCACCUAAUGGUGCUACGAUGCGCAGAGAUUCUUACUUUUAGUUCGCGCUUAGUUUUGCCCACAAUUUUUUUACCACAAGGACAAGUUAUAAUAGAAAUAACUGCCUUAGUGGAGCACGUGUUUUUGCUAUCCAUUGUAUAUAAUGUUAGUAGGCCUAUGUGUCACGGUCGUUGAGAGACGGGUCAGACCAAGGUGCAGCGUGAAAAGCAUACAUGUUUAUUUAACUCAAUAAACAAAACAAGAAACAACGUAACGUGAAGUCCUCAGGCUAUACACAUACAAGCCAAACACGGAACAAGAUCCCACAACUAAGGAAGGCAAACAGGCUACUUAAGCAUGAUCCCCAAUCAGAGACAACGAGCGACAGCUGUCUCUGAUUGGGAAUCACACCUGGCCAAACAUAGAAACACAACCUAGAUCCUAAACAUAGAUAUACAUCACAUAGAUUUCCACACCCUGACUAAACAAACAAGAGUUCCAUACGUCAGGGCGUGACACUAUGUAACCAAAUUGUAUCUAUGAUCGUAUGUUAUCCAUUCAUGCUUUUUUAAAUGUUCUAUUUAUAUCUGUGAAUCGACCAUUGAAAUAAAGCCACAGCCGGCCAUGAUUACAUACACCUGUGUGUGUCCUUUCAAACUCUAUAUAAACUAGUGACCCGCAGUGUUUGUCAUUAUACCCUGAUGAAGACAGCUUGGCUAUCGAAAGAAACGUUGUUAUUAAAUUAUUGCAUCUGAACUCCUUGAGUGUACGGCUCUCCUUUUCUUUUUCAAGAACACAUAUGCAUGCCUCCAAAAAUUACGAGGGACUUCUAGUUAUGUUUGUGAUAUACAUGUAUACCCUUUUCAAGUGUAUAAAAAUGUAUUUAGAGACCUUAGGACCAAGUCUUCCCACUGUACAGCACUAAAACAACUAUUUGUGUGUCUAUGUGCAGGUAAACCCAAGCAGAAGUCCAUGGGCAAGGCGGUGAAGACCCCUUCUAUGAACUGGACUGAAGCCCUACCCCCGCCCCCCUCCUUUGGGGAGCUGGAGGAGUGUAUGGUGGAGGAUUUGCCCAUAGAUGACCAUGAGGACAUGGAGCUAGGGUGAGCACGCAUGCACGCGCACACACACACGCAUAUAAAUAUACAUAAGCGUGUACACAUGCACACACACACACACACACACUUAUGCUGCCUGGCACAACACACACCGAUGAUUACACCAUCUUCUUGCUAAGUUGAAGUUAAUACUGAUUGAUUAAGGUACAGUAGAUCUCUCAUAUACCCUCUAUGGACAUUCUUUAUAGGACCUGAUGUGUCUCUGCUUGGCACUCAGCAUUAAGGAGAUAGAUUGGGGGUAAGGCCCCACGAUAGACUAGUGUCCUGUACCGGGGGUGUACUUGUACAUCAAGCUGCCUCAUGCUACAGAAGCAGGAGAUAGGCUCCUGCUCCUAUGAGCCGUUUUGGCUCAUGCAAGGCUACUUACUAUACUGUCCUAUAGAAGUAUGGGCCUCUGACUUGCUCUCUUUUUCCUGGCCCUUGUCUCUGCACUCUCAGGCCCUACUAACAAAUAGUUCUGGGCCAUGGUUUUGUGUGGAGGUUAAUUACAUUAGCCUAACAUUGCCUAUCUGUCUGACAGGACAGACUCCCCUUUGGUCUCUCUCUGUGGUCCUCUGUAGCUCAGCUGGUAGAGCACGGCGCUUGUAACGCCAAGGUAGUGGGUUCGAUCCCCGGGACCACCCAUACACAAAAAUGUAUGCACGCAUGACUGUAAGUCGCUUUGGACAAAAGCGCCUGCUAAAUGGCAUAUUAUUAUUAACCCCGUACGAGCUCUGGACCUCAAUGCACCUUUUCUUCCAGUUCCCUGCUGAACCACAUUACUGUCACACUGCAAAAUGAAUACACACACAUUCGCCUACACACAUAUAAGACAAUAUUGUCAAGGCCAGCAAGUCAGUAAUCAUGAAGGUUUAGCAAGGGGACCAUUCAGUUAUCGCUCCUAACUGCCAUUCACUCCACCUGAAUAGGCUAGGCUAGCAGCUCAACUGAAGCAGGCAUGAGGCUUACGAACUUCUAUCUCUAACCAUUUCUGACAGCUAGAUUACAUUGGCUCUAGCCAAGACGCUAGCAGGCAGUUAGCAAUUUAGCCACUAUUCCCAAGUCCCAACCCUAUCUCACACAUUGACCCUGUUAGCUAAUGACAUUAGCCUACUUUAGCCAGUUCCCCUUCUCAUGUUCUUCUCUCCGGGUCACCAGAACAAAAUAAUCAUUCAGCAGCCUUCUCAUGCACCACUCAAUCUAGCCCCAUGCAGCUGAUAGCCGUUAGCAGAGAUUGGUGAUGAACCUGAGUUAAUGCCGUUAACCUUUGAGUUAGCCCCUGUGGCUAGCUGAGAGGAACGUUGGCCUCAUGACAUUACCUAACUCCCUGGCCUUGCCCAUUUCCUCCAUGGUCUACACAUACGCAUGUAUGCACAUCCCCCCUGACCAUAGAUCAGUGUUCCUAGGGGCCACGGCAUCCUACUCUGUCUAAAGUGAACCUAUGGAAAAAGUUAAUUGAAUGGUUAUAAACCUUUUCUGACCCUCUCCUCCUCUUUCUCCUCCUUCCCAGGUCUGAUGAGGAAGAGUGGUGCCCGCCCCUUCCAGAGAGGACCUAUCUGACCGAGGGUUGUGAGGAUGGUCCCGCCCCUCCCCUCAGGGGUGGCGCCUCGUCCCCCACCACCUCCUACAGUCACCAGUCCACCGCCACUCUCACGCCAUCGCCCCGAGAGGAGAGCCACCAUCCACCCCACGACACAGCAUGCCUUCACCACAAUGACGGGCAGCAUCUAGCACGGUAUGACAUGACAAGACACAGCCUAACAAAACAAAACAUAGUCAAAUUCUAAAAGUCACAUCAUGUAUGUACAGGUAGACACUGUAGCCAUACAAAUGGGGAUAGCAUUGAAUACCCUCUUGUUCAGAUGAAUGAGGUGGUAAUAACAUAGACUAAUAAAGCAAUUAAUGCUUUGGUAUGGUAAUUGCCCAAUGUCAUUAACAGCAGAUAGCACAAUACUCAUGAUAUUUGCAGUAAAAUCUCUCCCUCAAAUGAACAAAACAAUAGUUCAAUUGUGUAAUGUAAUAAAAGUAUGUAAUUGCUAUUGCUAACCACCCUCUCUUUCUUUGCCAUUAUACAGUAGGUUACCUUGUGGUCCCGUCCCAGUGCCCCGGGCGCCCAGCCCUCCCCUCACCCAGUCCAACCCCAACCUCUCAGCCCAGCAGCACGGUGAGGGCUCCGAGGGGGGCACGCCGAUCCGCAAUGGCUCGGCCCAUCGCCGUGACCUCAGCCAGGGGGCAACGCUGAGUGCUGACAAUGUCAGCUCCACCACACCUGGUCAGUGAUGCUUACCGCUCUGCACAAACACACACGAGUGAAUGUACCACACACAGAUGUGCAUAUACACAUCCAUACAGAUGCUGUAUCCUAAUUGAAUCAUCCUGUUGUUUCAGGAAUGUUCCUGCACAGCAGGAAAUGCAAACUUGUAGUGUAUUCAAGGCUUAAAAAGGCUUCUAAAGUUAGCAAUUUCCACAUUAAAAUAUCAGACUUGAUUUGCAGGAUUAUUUUCCUGGGAGAGAAACCGGGUCAAAUUAAGAUACAGUAUAUGUACGUACAUGCACGCACACACACACGCACGCACACACAACACACACAGAAAAUUAUGUUUUAUUUAUAUCCGGUAUGUAAUUAAUGUAAUUCGUAAUACCUAAACAAAGAGCUGAAAUUACAUAAGACAUUGCAAUGUUGUUAUUUGCUUCAAAGGACACAUAACCCCUUUACCUUUAUAGUAAUUUUUUUGUACUCUCUGGCUGACCUACAGUAAGAGCUCUGCCCUCCCCAGCAGACAACACACACACUCCCCCUGGCCAGAAGUCACGAGUGAAAAAGAAGACUUACAGAAGAGAGGUGCUGAACCAAGGAGGUUAGUGUUUCAAGAUUAAUUAACAAUGCAAUAAGAAAUAAUAACAGAUAAGAAAACGAACAUAAAGUAAAUGGCUCAGUAGAAUAGAAGUAUAAUACAGGAAGGCACAAUUUAUAGUCCAAUAUUUACACAUAAUAUUGGGGAAGGGGUGAUUCGCGGGCAAGUGUUUAAAUUGUGGAGUGUUUAACAAUCAAAAUAAGAGUCUGGUAGCAGCAGUUGUGAUGUGUGAGUAGCAUGAAUAUCCAACCAGUGAAAUGCUUUCUUACAAGCCCUUAACCAACAAUGCAGUUUUAAAGAAAAAUAAGUGUUAAGAAAGUAUUUACUAAAAUAAACUGAAGUAAAAAAAUAAAAAGAAGAAAAUAGAAAAAUAAACAAUAAUUAAAGAGCAACAUUAAAAUAACAGUAACGAGGCUAUAUACAGAGGGUACCGGUACAGAGUCAAUGUGCAGGGGCACAGGUUAGUUGAGGUAAUUGAGGUAAUAUGUACAUGUAGGUAGAGGUAAAGUGACUAUGCAUAGGGUCAAUGCAAAUAAUCCGGGUAGCCAUUUCAUUAGCUGUUCAGGAGUCUUAUGGCUUGGGGGUAGAAGCUGUUAAGAAGCCUUUUGGACCUAGACUUGGCACUCUGGUACCGCUUGCCAUGCGGUAGCAGAGAGAACAGUCUAUGACUAGGGUGGCUGGUCAUAUAUUUGUAGGACCUUCCUCUGACACCGACUGGUAUAGAGGUCCUGUAUGGCAGGUAGCUUGGUCCCAGUGAUAUACUGGGCCGUACGCACUACCCUCUGUAGUGCCUUGCGGUCGGAGGCCGAGCAGUUGCCAUACCAGGCGGUGAUGCAACCAGUAAGGAUGCUCUUGAUGGUGCAGCUGUAUAACUUUUUGAGGAUCUGAGGACCCAUGCCAAAUAUUUUCAGUCUCCUGAGGGGGAAUAGGCAUUGUCAUGCCCGCUUCACGACUGUCUUCGUGUAUUUGGACCAUGAUAGUUUGUAGGUGAUGUGGACACCAAGGAACUUGAAGCUCUUAACCUGCUCCACUACAGCCCCGUCGAUGAGAAUGGGGGCAUGCUCGGCCCUCCUAUUCCUGUAGUCCACAAUAAUCUCCUUUGUCUUGAUCACGUUGAGGGAGAGGUUGUUAUCCUGGCACCACACUGCCAGGUCUCUGACCUCCUCCCUAUAGGCUGUCUCAUCGUUGUCGGUGAUCAGGCCUACCAUUGUUGUGUCAUCAGCAAACUUAAUGAUGGUGUUGGAGUCGUGCCUGGCCAUGCAGUCAUGGGUGAACAGGGAGUACAGGAGUGGACUGAGCACGCACCCCUGAGGGGCCCCCGUGUUGAGGAUCAGCGUGGCAGAUGUGUUGUUACCUACCCUUACCACCUGGGAGCGGCCCGUCAGGAUGUCCAGGAUCCAGUUGCAGAGGGAGGUGUUUAGUCCCAGGGUCCUUAGCUUAGUGAUGAGCUUUGAGGGCACUAUGGUGUUGAACGCUGAGCUGUAGUCAAUGAAUAGCAUUCUCACUUAGGUGUUCCUUUUGUCCAGGUGGGGAAGGGCAGGGUGGAGUGCAAUAGAGAUUGCGUUAUCUGUGGAUCUGUUGGGGCGGUAUGCAAAUUGGAGUGGGUCUAGGGAUUCUGGGAUAAUGAUGUUGAUGUGAGCCAUGACCAGCCUUUCAAAGCACUUAGUGGCUACAGACGUGAGUGCUACGGGUUGGUAGUCAUUUAGGCAGGUUACCUUGGUGUUCUUGGGCACAGGGACUAUGGUGGUCUGCUUGAAACAUGUUGGUAUAACAGACUCGGUCAGGGACAGGUUGAUAAUGUCAGUGAAGACACUUGCCAGUUGGUCACUACAUGCUCAGAGUACACGUCCUAGUAAUCCGUCUGGCCCUGCAGUCUUUUGAAUGUUGACCUGUUUAAAGGUCUUACUCACAUCGGCUACGGAGAGUGUGAUCACACAGUCGUCUGGAACAGCUGGUGCCCUCAUGCAUGCUUCAGUGUUGCUUCUCUCGAAGCGCGCAUAGUAGUAAUUUUGCUCGUCUGGUAGGCUGGUGUCACUGGGCAGCUCGUGGCUGUGCUUCCCUUUGUAGUCCGUAAUCGUUUGCAAGCCCUGCCACAUCCGACGAGCGUUGGAGCCGGUGUAGUAGGAUUCAAUCUUAGUCCUAUAUUGACAUUUUGCCUGUUUGAUGAUUCGUCGGAGGGCAGAGUGGGAUUUCAUAUAUGUGUGUACAGUGCCUUGCAAAAGUAUUCAUCCCCCUUGGCGUUUUUCCUAUUUUGUUGCAUAACAACCUGUAAUUUAAAUGGAUUUUUAUUUGGAUUUUAUGUAAUGGACAUACACAAAAUAGUCCAAAUUGGUGAAGUGAAAAUACAAUUAAAAAUAACGGAAAAGUGGUGCGUGCAUAUGUAUUCACCCCCUUUGCUAUGAAGCCCCUAAAUAAGAUCUGGUGCAAACAACUAAGAAAGGGGGACCACCAAGCAAGCGGCACCAUGAAGACCAAGGAGCUCUCCAAACAGGUCAGGGACAAAGUUGUGGAGAAGUACAGAUCAGGGUUGGGUUAUAAAAAAAUAUCAGAAACUUUGAACAUCCCACGGAGCACCAUUAAAUCCAUUAUUAAAAAAUGGAAAGAAUAUGGCACCACAACAAACCUGCCAAGAGAGGGCCGCCCACCAAAACUCACAGACCAGGCAAGGAAGGCAUUAAUCAGAGAGGCAACAAAGAUACCAAAGAUAACCCUGAAGGAGCUGCAAAGCUCCACGGCGGAGAUUGGAGUAUCUGUCCAUAGGACCACUUUAAGCCGUACACUCCACAGAGCUGGGCUUUACGGAAGAGUGGCCAGAAAAAAGCCAUUGCUUAAAGAAAAAAAUAAGCAAACACGUUUUCGCCAAAGGCCAUGUGGGAGACUCCCCAUACAUAUGGAAGAAGGUACUCUGGUCAGAUGAGACUAAAAUUGAGCUUUUUGGCCAUCAAGGAAAACGCUAUGUCUGGCGCAAACCCAACACCUCUCAUCACUCCGAGAACACCAUCCCCACAGUGAAGCAUGGUGGUGGCAGCAUGAUGCUGUGGGGAUAUUUUUCAUCGGCAGGGACUGGGAAACUGGUCAGAAUUGAAGGAAUGAUGGAUGGCGCUAAAUACAGGGAAAUUCUUGAGGGAAACCUGUUUCAGUCUACCAGAGAUUUGAGACUGGGACGGAGGUUCACCUUCCAGCAGGACAAUGACCCUAAGCAUACUGCUAAAGCAACACUUGAGUGGUUUAAGGGGAAACAUGUCAAUGUCUUGGAAUGGCCUAGUCAAAGCCCAGACCUCAAUCCAAUUGAGAAUAUGUGGUAUGACUUAAAGAUUGCUGUACACCAGCGGAACCCAUCCAACUUGAAGGAGCUGGAGCAGUUUUGCUUUGAAGAAUGGGCAAAAAUCCCAGUGGCUAGAUGUGCCAAGCUUAUAGAGACAUACUCCAAGAGACCUGCAGCUGUAAUUGCUGCAAAAGGUGUCUCUACAAAGUGUUGAAUAGUUAUGCACGCUCAAGUUCUGUUUUUUUUAAAUCUUAUUUCUUGUUUGUUUCACAAUAAAACAUAUUUUGCAUCUUCAAAGUGGUAGGCAUGUUGUGUAAAUCAAAUGAUACAAACCCCCCAAAAAUCAAUUUUAAUUCCAGGUUGUAAGGCAACAAAAUAGGAAAAAUGCCAAGGGGGGUGAAUGCUUUUGCAAGCCACUGUAUAUAUGUGUGUGUGUGUGUGUCUGUGUGGGUGUGUGCGUGAGUGAGUGCAUGUUUGCUAAGUUGCAGAGAGUCAGUGCAGGUGGUCAGUCCAGUUUUAGUGUUCAGUAGUCUGAUAGUUUGUAGAUAGAAACUGUCUCUGAGGCUGUUGGUAUCAGACGUCAUUCUCUGAUACCGUCUGCCCGACGGUAAGGGAGUGAACAGCUCGUGGCUGGGGUGUGUGUGUGUGCCUGUGUGUGUGUGCAUACGUGUUUGGAUGAAUGAACAAACAAAUAAAUUAAUGUGUGUUGGGCAUGAGCAUGUCUCUCUGUGUGUAAAGCCUACAUUAUGUAUUUUUGCCUAUAUGCUUAUAUUUACUGUUCUUCCAGCGCAGUGUAACCCUAACCCUGUUGUCCAUGUCUGUCUUCUCCUCCAGACCUCCCCCCUCCACCAGAGCCACCUCCAGAGAAUGGAGCAGUGUGGGGCCCAGCAGCAGCUGUAGACUGUGACAACACGUCCCUGGACAGAGAGGGGGGCCCCGGGCUCUUGUCGUCCAUAGAGAGGAGAGAAGGAGAGAGGUGCACUCCCAACAGGAAGGGAUCAGGACGGCGACGCCAAGACGGUGAGUGGUGCAAAUACUGAAGUGUGGUGUUCACACACAUGCUCAGUCCCAUAUUCACAGCACACACACAAGCCCAGCCAGAGCCUUUGCAAUAGCCUAUUAGCACUCACACGCAAACACAGUCACUCAUUCACCCAGAAAAUACUCAUUCACAUUUAAAUUUGCACAUAUAAUAAUACAUAAAUCAAUCAUGCUCAUGAACACCUUCUCUCACACACACUAACAUAUGAAUACAUUUCAAUUCAUAAAUCCAUCCAUUAAAAAGUCACAACUUAGUACUCCCGCCUUCCUACAAGACCCUCUCAUCAGUAGAAUAUAGCCAUUGCUCUUACUCUCCAUUCCCAACAUGUAAAUCUCUGAUCCUUGACCCUAACUCUCCCCUCUCCCCCAAUCCCAUCUCCUCCACAGAUGAGGACCUGAUCCCAUAUGGCAAACCCAGCUACCUGGUGGGGCGGGGGGGUCAUAUGUCCAGCAACUGCUCCACCACAGGAAGCUCCUCAUCGCGGGGCUCCACAGGGUCACGAGGGGGUCACUGCCUGGGCAGGAAACGCAACGAGGUGAGGAGGUGAUUUCUGGUUCUUGGGAGCCACAAUAUCUGUUGGUUUUCUCUUCUCUCUUGCAUUUAGUUGAGCUAUUCAUAUCAGGAAGUGGGGCAAGAAGAGACACUACGGUAGUGGUAAUAGUGCUAAUACAAGGGGACCAUGGUUGGUUCUUGUUCUUGGGAGCUACAAUGUCUGCCGGUGUUUAUGGAUUAAUUGGGGGCUGAGAAGAGAUACUACAGAAGAGGCGACCUAGGAUAAUGUCAGGUUUUGUGUUUUAGCUAAGACAGGGAUAGGCAACUCAUUAUUAUUUCUUUAUUUCUUUAUUUUGUUUUUAUAAAAACAUUUUAGGGGGUGGAUCAGCUUUAAUAUUGCAAAUAGAUUGUGGCUUCUAUCAAUGUAAUUGUCUGCAUCAUUUCCAAUCCCCCAUAUAUAUUUUUUAUAAAUAUAUACAGUACAAGUCAAAACACUUGUUUGGUUACUACAUGAUUCCAUAUUUGUUAUUUCAUAGUUUUGAUGUCUUCACUAUUAUUCUACAAUGUAGAAAAUAGUACAAAUAAAGAAAAACCCUUGAAUGAGUAGGUGUGUCCAGACUUUUGACUGGUACUGUAUAUUUGUUUAUAUGUUUUCCUUUAUUAUUUUCCCCUAACCCUACCAUCCCUCCCCUAAUUGGAGUAAACUAAUGGACAACAACACUUAGGCUUCUACUUCCAGCUUAUACAUACUAUAGUCAACACUUUGUCCAUUUCUCUCUUUUAAAAAAUUCACUUGUUAACGAAUGUCAGCUCAAGAUCUUUCCCUGCAGCCGCUGUAUCUCACCUGGCCAAAAAUGUUGCACCUUUCAUAGACCAUGUACUAUGAAAAUACAUACAUCAUUUAAUUCAAGUGUGCCCCUUUACCACGCAUUGGUCUUUGUCAAUAAAACAAAGUACAGAUCAGUAUUCAGCAAAUGUAUUCAGUUUCUUUACACAGCUCAGGGCAUAGAUAAUAUAACAGUCAUAUCACAGAUAGAACAAUGAGACAGACAUUGCAAUGGAUGUAGAAAUGUGAAGCAUCCACUUGGCGUUUCCACUCACUACCAAAUAUGAUAGUGAGAGGAAGCCCACUGGCGGGCAGUGGGAGAAGAUGGAAUAAGAUGGAUUUUGGCCAACAUUCUGCAGACUUUCACAUCGAUGAAACAUUUGAUCUCAAUACAGUUUUCUGUUCCCAAAACUAGAAUCUGCUAUGAACAGAGUGGACUAAGUUCUGUAGACUUUACCCUUUGCAAAAGUUUUAAAAAAUGGCGUUGUUUAGAAGGAGUGCAAAGGCAAAUUGAGUUAUUGCACAUGCGCACUUCACAGAGUAGGCGUUCCCUAACGGAAAUAUGCAGAUCCAUGCUAGAACACGCCAAUAGGAUCUCGCUAGCUCAUGCUUGACUCUGCCCCACUCCUUGCUUGUUCUGCCCACUUUGGCUCAUUUGUUCCCAUUGGAAACAGGCUGUGGUCCAUCUUGGUUUAUUUAUACAAAUCUUUGUUUAUAUUGUCUAUGGUUCAGUGCUAAUGUCAUACAAUGAGGGAAAAAAGUAUUUGAUCCCCUGCUGAUUUUGUACGUUUGCCCACUGACAAAGAAAUGAUCAGUCUAUAAUUUUAAUGGUAUGUUUAUUUGAACAGCGAGAGACAGAAUAACAUCAAAGAAAUCCAGAAACGCAUGUCAAAAAUGUUAUAAAUUGAUUUGCAUUUUAAUGAGGGAAAUAAGUAUUUGACCCCCUCUCAAUCAGAAAGAUUUCUGGCUCCCAAGUGUCUUUUAUACAGGUAACGAGCUGAGAUUAGGAGCACACUCUUAAAGGGAGUGCUCAUAAUCUCAGUUUGUUACCUGUAUAAAAGACACCUGUCCACAGAAGCAAUCAAUCAAUCAGAUUACAAACACUCCACCAUGGCCAAGACCAAAGAGCUCUCCAAGGAUGUCAGGGACAAGAUUGUAGACCUACACAAGGCUGGAAUGGGCUACAAGACCAUCGCCAAGCAGAUUGGUGAGAAGGUGACAACAGUUGGUGCGAUUAUUCGCAAAUGGAAGAAACACAAAAUAACUGUCAAUCUCCAUCGGCCUGGGGCUCCAUGCAAGAUCUCACCUCGUGGAGUUGCAAUGAUCAUGAGAAUGGUGAGGAAUCAGCCCAGAACUUUACGGGAGGAUCUUGUCAAUGAUCUCAAGGCAGCUGGGACCAUAGUCACCAAGAAAACAAUUGGUAACACACUACGCCGUGAAGGACAGAAAUCCUGCAGCGCCCGCAAGGUCCCCCUGCUCAAGAAAGCACAUAUACAGGGCCAUCUGAAGUUUGCCAAUGAACAUUUGAAUGAAUCAGAGGAGAACUGGGUGAAAGUGUUGUGGUCAGAUGAGACCAAAAUCGAGCUCUUUGGCAUCAACUCAACUCGCCGUGUUUGGAGGAGGAGGAAUGCUGCCUAUGACCCCAAGAACACCAUCCCCACCGUCAAACAUGGAGGUGGAAACAUUAUGCUUUAGGGGUGUUUUCUGCUAAGGGGACAGGACAACUUCACCGCAUCAAAGGGACGAUGGACGGCGCCAUGUACCGUCAAAUCUUGGGUACAUGGCGCCGUGACAAUGACAAUGACCCAAAACACACGGCCAAGGCAACAAAGGAGUGGCUCAAGAAGAAGCACAUUAAGGUCCUGGAGUGGCCUAGCCAGUCUCCAGACCUUAAUCUCAUAGAAAAUCUGUGGAGGGAGCUGAAGGUUUGAGUUGCCAAACGUCAGGCUCGAAACCUUAAUGACUUGGAGAAGAUCUGCAAAGAGGAGUGGGACAAAAUCCCUCCUGAGAUGUGUGCAAACCUGGUGGCCAACUACAAGAAACGUCUGACCUCUGUGAUUGCCAACAAGGGUUUUGCCACCAAGUACUAAGUCAUGUUUUGCAGAGGGGUCAAAUACUUAUUUCCCUCAUUAAAAUGCAAAUCAAUUUAUAACAUUUUUGACAUGCAUUUUUCUGGAUUUUUUUGUUGUUAUUCUGUCUCUCACUGUUCAAAUACCAUUAAAAUUAUAGACUGAUCAUGUCUUUGUCAGUGGGCAAACGUACAAAAUCAGCAGGGGAUCAAAUACUUUUUUCCCUCACUGUACAUGUCUAAAUAAUCAUUCACUAGCAUUGAAAUGCUGACUUGAGGGAUAACUGAGCAAAAUGACAAGCCCUGUCAAGAGUAUAGAUAUUAUUUUGAUAUAUGUCUACUAUUGCUUACAAAUACUAUAUUUCUCUCUAUAAUACACACACGCUCACAAAUUAUUGAUCUUGCCAUAAAAAAUAGGCACGCACACACGCACACACACACACACAAAACACAAAAUCUCCUGCACAGUGUGGGAUAAUAUCAAACCCAGCCCCCCACCCCACUCUCCCUCUGUUGUGCACUACUGAGUGUACACUUCUCUGUGUGAUCACUGCUUUAAGUGUACUCUCCGCAGGCUCCCUAGUCAGGGGGUAGAAGGCCUUUUAAGUGGGUACAAGCUGUGUAGUAUGCCCCCUGGGCUAAAAAAGACUAGAAAAGAAACAACCACAACAACAUUUUGACAUCUUUUCUAAAUUACUUUAAUAGUUAACCUACUGUACAACCACUUACUGGUACAUUGCAUUUACACUGAGCGCCCAUGGUGAUUCCCAGUGGUAACUUGCACUGUGUUUCUAGCUUUCAUCUGCCAUUGUUGCGACCAUUGUACCUCGACCUAAACAGACAAUUUGUAAUAUUGUAGUAUUAAGUGUCUUAAUGUUGCCAGAUAUAAAGCAUCUACCAACAUUUUACUCAUUUAGCAGACGCGCUUAUCCAGAGCGACUUACAUGAGCAAUUAGGGUUAAGUGCCUUGCUUAAGGGCACAUCGACAGAUUUUUCACCUAGUCGGCUCGGGAUUAGAACCAGCGACCUUUUGGUUACUGGCACAACCCUUACCCACUAAGCCAACCUAUCACCACGUCUACCUUUGUCAUUCAUUCAGCUAGGCUAUGCUCAGUAGAGCUUUAGCCAAUUAGUACUUGAUGACCUCAUUUAUUAGGUGCAGAAUUGGCUCUGUCAGUCCAGAUACUGUCCUACAGAUCUGAUGGUUCUCAGGCAAUAGGUGGCCCAAUGUUAGGUCGUUCACCUUUGACCUGCAUCAGAGAUCUAACAUGGGGAAAGCCUCACAGAACUCCCCCCCCCCCCCCCCCCCCCCCCCCCCGUGGACUACCCAGGAACUCACUCUGAUGCCCCCCUCACCUCCACUGCCCUUUGUGCUCCACCAGGAACAUUAAAGCUAGGGUCUUACAAAAGAUGGGCUGUGUGUUUCACUGCGGAGACAGUUUCGGGUUACCCCUAUCCUGUCACGGUGCUGAGCGUUAUCUUUCCACUUUGACAGAGUGGGUGAAUGGGGGGCCUGGUUUGGAUGGGGGGUAGGGGCAAGGGUCUUUACCCCCCAGUGGGGGAUGUGUUUUGUGUGACUCCCUCAGAUCUUGACUUCCUUGUUUAACGGCCAAUCCCCCAUGUGAUUACUGAGUCAAGUAGUCUAUGAAGGACGAACAAGAGCUGCUCCCAUAGGGCUGUUGACCAGCGUUUUGGGUUACAGUGAGAUAGAGCUGAAUAGGUUUUUUUUCCCUGGUUUAGAAACAUUAUAUGGUUAUUAGUCCAAAUUUGGGUUUUCUUCCAACAUUUUAUAAUUUAGGAGCCACCUCUGAUUUAGUUGUAUAGCUGGUUUUGGUUUCCGUUUUGAAAAUGAAUUGACAAAUCAAAUAAAUGUUGUUAUAUAUCUAGCGAUGUAGGCUAACUUUGUGAUUUUUGAGCUCCUACCUGUUAUGUGCAGAUAAUAAUUUUGAGAAAAAAAACAAGCCUUGGCUUUCUGCUUUUUGUUCCUUUUUUCACAUGUUUUCUGACACGUUUUCUGUCUUUUUCAGGAAAUGAGAUAAGUGGAUACAGGAACCCUCUCACGGAAAAACAAAACACCUUCCUUUGAUGCCUCCCAUUUUCUUUUUUUCCAUCGCAGCAAAAAGCUAGAAAAUAAAGAAUAAGAUCACAUUCUAAGGAACAAUGGAAGAAGAACAACAUUUUUUAAUUAUUAUUAUGAUUAUUUAUGACCCUUGGGCUCAUCCCGCAUUCAUUUGUAAAUAGACAUCUCUGUACUCUUUUUACGUGGUCUCUGGAUACAGGGAAAGAAAAAUUAUAUUGUAUUUAUAAGGAAAAACACAAAUGUAAAAAAUGUCCAUUAUUAUAAAAAGUUAAUGUCUUGAAUGUGCCAACCUCUUUUUUGUAGAAAUGCAUACCGUUCGAAAAGCAUAAAGGCUAUUGCACUUGUUGUGGCGGAGAAACAACUAAAAAUAUGAAGCACAACGUGUGUUGUUGUCAGGCAGCCGGCCGGACAGAUAACACUGCAGGGGUCCUCGUCCUCUCAGGACGCCUCUGCCUGUCUUCUCUGUCGUCUUUGGAUCCCUAUCGCCUGUGGUCCGAUAAGAAUGUCGUUAUUUUCUACCUUCUUUUUUUUUACAGAGAAAGCUUGUUGUGAACUGACGGACAGACGACGUUGUGAAAAGAUUGCAACCGUCACUUUUGAAGGAGUGUUGCUGCAACUGUGCGAUGACUUGUGUAUUCUGUUAAAAAAAAACCGAAAUGACCUGUUCUGUCGACUAACUUUUUG